Pelobates cultripes (western spadefoot toad) is the source of this 44612-nucleotide messenger RNA. The record is from the annotation of a GenBank genome assembly. NCBI's taxonomy places the organism in Eukaryota, Metazoa, Chordata, Amphibia, Anura, Pelobatidae.
CCCAGCCUCCCUGAGUCCCGGAUGUUGGAUCCAAUCCUGGUUUUGAUUCACAUCCAUAAAAGGGCUGUGGCUGGGAGACUCCUCAGGCCCCCCUCCCCCUCCAUGUGGACACAGCAUCCUUGAGCUGAUACUUUGUUGCAUUAGAAAGUGUUAUUAACCCUCUCCUGGCCGGGGCUGCAGUUGUAGGUCUCAAUCAGUAAAGUAUACAGGGAGGGGGCCAGAGUGAGUGCUCAGAGCCUGGACAGGGGGGGCUUGGGGGAGUGUGAGACCCAUUGCUGAGAUUGUACAGCUUGAGGCAGGCUGCCCUCACCUACCCCUCCCUCCAACCCCUGGGGUAACUUACUGCAAGAAGAGGGGAGGGCAAAAGGUAAGUGUGCAUGCUUUCCUGGACUUACAUUCAACUCCCCCCAUUCCCAUCUAUUCCCCACACCCCUCCCCUCUCUCUGCUGCCUCUUCCCUCCACAGCUUAAAAAGUUAAUAUUACACAAGGACUGGGAGCUGCAGGACCGGUUAGGUAACUUUCUACAAACAGGUGAAAACAACGGUUUGUGGAGACAGAGACACAGAGACACAGACAGACAGAUGUAUGUAAAUCUCAGGGAAUGACUGGCAGCACACAGCUCACUGGGUCUAUGGAGAAAACUCAGGAUUAGGAAAUUACUAACCCCCCCCCUCCCCCCCCCUGACAGCUGUAUUAACCAGUUCCCUGCCGGGUGAGUUUUGCAGUAAAUGUUGGGGGUCACAUGGCUGCAGGGAUCACACCCUGUUGCUCUGAGUUAAACUGAGCCAUGAUCUCAAUCUGUGCUGCUUCCUUUUACUGAGCGAUCAUUUCUAUUUGUGGUGUAAAUAACAUUUUUAACUAAUUUCCCUUUUUUUUGUCAUUUUCCAGUGAGCUGUGAUCGGGGUGGAAUAUCCCUGAUGGGCUAUGUGAGUGCUGGGUGGGGGCUGCUGAUUGAAACCCCCCUAGUUUAGGAUGGGGUUAGUUUACUGCCAGCUGGGAGUUGCUUUGUUUGUAGAAUCUUCAGUUACAUUUUGUUUGGUGUUUACAAACAGUAAACAUUGUAUCUGUAUUGCUGCAGCUCAUUCAGAUUUAUCAUCUAUUAACCCUUUGCAGAUUUGGAUGAAAUCCCCCAGUUUGACAUUUCUCCAGUUAAUAGAGCUGUAAUUUCCUCUCCUCACAGGAAGAAAAGAUGGCUCUGGAUGGGAUCCGAAUGCCAGAUGGCUGCUAUGCAGAUGGAACCUGGGAAUUAAAUGUCCAUAUCACCGACCUAAGCCGGGAUGUCACCUUGAGGGUCACCGGGGAGGUCCACAUUGGCGGUGUGAUGCUGAAACUGGUGGAGAAACUUGGUAAGUUUCCAGUGACACUCGCCAUCCAAUUGCUCGCCCUUAUUCGUAGUGUAAAGAACAAGGAUUUGAUUUUAUUUAACGUGUCCUUGGGGGAGGCACCCAUUCUCAAUCACUUUAUUGUUUUAUGGUGGCUGGCUCAGUGGCCCUUGUUUCCAGGUCCCCGUUAGCUCUGUGGACAGCCUGUCUUGUCAUUGCGUUUACUGGUGACGUGUGUGUUUGCUGUUCUGUAUGUCUCGAUAUAAGAUUUUUUUAUAUAGUCCAUGACCCUUAUUGGGUUAAUAGGGUUUAGCUGCCUUUUUGGGGGGUUAUGUUCUGGGGAAAUGAAUAACUCUGGAUUAUUAAUCCUUUAUGGCAGUUUUCUGGUCCCAGUAACAGGACUUUUGCAUUCCAUUGGUUCUGUAGAAUUUAUUUAUAAGAAAUCCAUAAUCUAUUACAGACAGAUGUGUUAAAUUGCUGCAGCCCAUGUACGAUAUAGAAUUGACAUGGGUUUAUAGAACAAACCCACUGCUAAAAGCUGGCUGAGCUUCAUGGGAGGUAUAGUUCAAACAUCUACGGUGCCAAAGGAAGCUGUAAGUUCUUUUUGUUUGGGCAGUGCUCUCUUCACUUACUGUUCCCGUGUGACAAAUCUGAUUUUGUUUUGUUAGAAUUUUGUCUUGUUUACAUCUUGUACAGCACUGUGGAAUAUGGUGGUGCUAUAUAAUAGAAAUUGGGAAGUUGACUUCCAUAUACUCGCUGGCCCUGGAGGUAAGCGAUUAUCGCUGCUCACGUUCGAAGCACUGAGCCAAAUCCAUUUACAAUGUAGCCAAACCUGACCUGUUAUUGGGGUGUCCUCUGCGAAGUAUUGGUAGCGCCCAAAGUUGCCUUAUUGCUGUUACUGGACUGAACGGGCGUGAUCCGCUCUGGCUGUCUGCAUACUAUCACCCCGUCCAUUUAACACCCUUUUUGGACAGCUUUCAGGAUUCUGGCAAUGGCUUCACACUGUAUUUGGGCCCCUUUACUUCUUUCCCUGGUUAGAAAGCCGGACCAGGUCUGUAGCUGUAAUAUGACUGGGUACCAGUGCUGGAUUCGUGGAGCUGGACCCCACUGGGCGUCUGUGCUGUGUUAUCAGUCUGCACAGAUAUUGGAUAAGAUGGUAAAAAAGCGACAAACUUCCAAGAAGAAGGUUUAACCCUGUCUUAAUCCCAUAUUAAUAAAUCCAAGGGUUAUAUGAACUCCUGGACUCGAUUGGUUUGAAUCCUUUUUAAUAAGAUUGGUGAAUGCAGGCUGCCUGUGUACCAGUCCCUGACUGGUUCUAAUCAUUCUGCAACCAAUUCUUUCUUUCUGCCGUCUAUGGGACAGUUUCCUUGACCGGCUCAUCUCAUUUUUGUAAAGGUCAAUCGAUCCAGUCAGACAAAACCAGUAAUUCUGCAAAUGUCGUGUUAUAUUUUUUUUUAAUCUAGAAUUUGACGUUCCUCCCGCAGGAGCUCCAGCUGUUAAUUAAAAAUCCCUCCAGCCUCCUCACUUCCCUUUAGUAGAUGCAUUCCUCUGUAAGGUGGCACCAAAGUCUGAAUAAAAUAUGCCAAAUUAGCAGAUUUGCCAACAAUUCUCCAACUUGCUAAUAACAGCUUGAAUGUUAUAAAUAGUUUUUCUGUUUACAUGAAUGAACCCGGCAGUGAACCACACAUCUUUACAGCCCUCGCUGUAUUUAUGUAUUACGCCAGCAAGUUCCAAAGCACUGUAUGGCUUGUAAUUCUUUACCAAUACGUUGCACCUUAUUAAAAUGUGUUAAGGAGUUUGUGAAUUCUAAGUCGGCAGAAUUAAGGGAAAUAUAAUCUAGCUGCUGGACUGCGGAUCGUGCUUGUCCUUUGUGGUGCUUAUGAUGUGGCCGUGGGAUUGGUGGUUCUUUACACACCUUGUUACAAUGUAACUUAUUCAGCUGAUAACCAAUUGUUCCUCGGUCAGAGGGUGGUGUCCGUGGUCCUCUCUGCCUGUCCACCAGUGUCUAGUGGCACCGUUUAGGUACAUUGAUGGAAGCUCUGUGUAUUGGGGGUUUUUUUUUUUGUUUUGUUUUUUGUCUAUUGGGAGAUAUUGGGGGGGGGGGUGCACAGCUGACAUUCCACUUACUAAGAACAUAAGACAAGCAGGGAUGGGGAGUAAGGGGCUGCAUUCCGUUAAGCCACUGCUUCCAGGAGCAAAGGUCAACCUCUGCUUUCAGAGCCUCCCAUCCAUGCGUUCCUUUGGGGGCUGUAACUUCAGAGUUCUAGGUGUGGGGGGAGGAGGUGCUAUGGCUUAGAUUUGUCGCUGAUGCCACCCGACCUUCCUCCUGGUAAGGUGCUUGUGUAACAACUUUAUUUUGGUUUAAGCAGUAAUAUUCUGUAGUUGGGUUUUAAUGCCACAAUUCAGACUGUCAGACAAGGUUUGUUCGACCUGGUUCUAUCACAGAGCAUGCCAGAACUGCGUGUUAGCUGUAUAAAGAGAGCAAUCGUCAUGCAAUCCAGUAGAAUAUUGCUCCAGUUUUAGCACUCGGUAGGCUUUAUUGGUGUCUUACUCUGCAGACCCCCUUUUCUCCUCUAAUUCAGAAUGUCCGUCCUGUGGAGGGACACUCUAUAGCAGGGGUGCCAAGAAGGUAGAUCGCCAGAUGUUUUACAACUACAGUUUCCAUGAUUUGUCAUUCUAAAGCCAUUUAAAGAAUCAUGGGAGUUGUAGUUCUCAAUAAUCUGGGGAUCUACCCUUCGGGCACCACUGCUCUGUAGGUUCCUCUUGGCCUCUAUGCUCAGGCUGAACGCAGACUCUGUCUCCUGCUAGGAAAGGCUUAUUCUGUGUUUUAUUAGAUAAAAAGGGCCUAUGCAGCUCAAUUCUGCAAAUCAUGUUCUAAUCCACCGCAGCUCCUGAGGCUCUGAGACGACGAGGUAGAGAAAUGGCUCACCAGUUGCUUGUGUUUAACAAAAAAGCGCUAUAUCUGGCGGUUAUUUUUACCCUGUGUGAGAAUCGGUCAAGGUGACUUCUCUACAGACGCUCUAAAUAACAUCAUUAGUCUGAGCUCACUGCAGCUUUUUGUAUUUUGAGUAAUUGAUUUUUCCAGGAGAUUGUUUCUCUCGAUGUCUUGGAAUUCAUAACUUGGCUCCAGCUGUUAAUUUCGAUAUUAACAUUUUCGCUUCUUUGGGCGUCUGGAAGGACAAAUAAGGUGAAUUGAUUUUAGCCGAUCUGUCCAGAUGACCAUACUGUGUGGAUUUCAUAGGACGUGAUGGUUAAAUUCUACCAUGACGCAGGUAUUUGUAGGUGGGUGCGGUUGUGAAGGGCCCUGUGGCUCGUGGAGAUCUGGAAUCCUCUGACCUCAUUUACUACCCUUAGAAAGAAUCUCAGAGAUCUGAUCUCUCUUCCUUCCUUCACAAAAGGAUCUGGGACUUCUGUCCGUAAAGUGUUGUAGGUCAAAGCGGAUUAUUUUUAGAUGAUUGGGGUCCCUUUAUUACCAACACCAGAACGAGGCGAGCCGUGUUUUUUAUUUUUUAUUUUUUAUUUUUUUUUUUUUGUGGACCAGUAAUCCAAAUGAAACACCCCAGCUAUAAAACUAUAAGUGUGUGUUCCUUUAAACUAUGCUUGUGACAUAAUCACACAAAUAACUCCAUAAAAUGACAUAGAUGGUGUCUCUACAUCCACUUUCAGGCUGUAAUGACUUGAUCAGGUCUCUUCAAACGCUGACCUUGCACACAGCUGUUUUGAUCAGUUUGUCAAUUCCUCUAAAGUCGUCACCCGCAUGUGAUCGUUCCUGCUAAUCAGCUGAAUCUUGUGCGAACCAAUAGCACUGGUUGUACAGUUCUCCAGAAGUGCUGUGUAAUGUAACAAAUACAUCUUCUUGUCUGUCACUCAAAAUAACUUGAAUUAGGAAAGUAAUUGGGUGUAAGGACAGGGCUAUAAUCCCUGGUGGGUCAGUGGGGGUUCUGUAUUCAGUGGUCCCUAAUCACUUAUUCCAGUUCGGCACUUGAUGGGAAAUACAGAAGCUGCAGUCAAUCAUUCAGUGGGGGCCAGGAUUGCAAGGGAGAACUUUAAAGCAAUCUGCACCUCCCGUAUAUGCAGACCGCACACUCCCUGCCUGCAGCUUUGCAAGGGGUGUAUGCGGGGAGGACCUGGAUCACAAUAUCACGGCUAUGGGGCAAUAGGAAGAUUAAACCGUGCUUACAAGAUGUAGAUUGCAGAGGAUACCUGCACUCGAAGCUGCUCAUUAUAACUGCCCUUUACAGAUUUCCCCAGUUCUCUCUUUUGAUAUACAACACCCAAAUUCUCAAGGACCCAAUUGGAGAAACUGCUUGGGGCUGUUCCAGGAUAUUUCAGGGGAGUUCGUAACCGACAGUAAGAUGGCCUAUAUGCUGUAAGUUAAAGGAUAAAGAGGGGCUCUCCCUCCAAUGACGAACACAUCGUUCAGCCUCCAACUGUUUUGAAUUGUUGCCCAUUUUUAUAUCACAUUCUGGUUAUUUGGGGGGAGGUUGGAAUUCCUGGCCCGAAAUAGUGAAACGUGUAGGUCAAAUAGUUGUAUUAAAAGUAAAAUCUUUCCUUUUCUUUCUCUGUAAUAUUUCUCAAGAACAUACAAAGAUCGACCUUUCUGCUCACUAUAUUGAGAUGUUUUAAGAUGAUUCCUGCGGUGGUGGUGGUGGUACGGGGAGGGGGGGUGGUUUUUGUAAUCUUUACUGAUGAGUAAACUACCUCCCGGCUUUGAGACUCACUCACACUCUGUCAGUGGAAGCUUUAAUAUCUGCGUUUUCUUGAAAUGAGAGCAGGACGGUGUCCUCUCGCUGAUACAGGGCAGAGACCCAGCAGUAUGUUUGGUAAGUUUCACACCCCGUGACCCAACUCCCAGGCUGUCUGUGUACAUGGCGCUCUCAUUUUGGAAGACUAGGAGUGUGUAUCGGUUUGUGUUCUUGGAAUAGUAUUUCAUUCUGUAAAUGUGGGAAACUCUCUCUCUUCUUCCUGUGAUUGUGGAAUAGAAAUGCCACUUUCACUGUGACUUUGUAACACGCUGACCUUCGAAAUCUUCAUCUCAUACAGAGCAGACAGCACUAGAGACUGUUUGACGAGUUUCCUUCAAUCAAACAAAGUUCCUUAAUGUGGAGCGCGCACUGUGCUAUUACACAUCGUGGGAGAGACCGUGAGAUGUGAUGUCCUGGGAGACCUCUAUCUUGGCUCCCUUUCAAUCAUUAUAUAUUUAUUUAUUUAUUUAUUUUUUAAAUAAGCUCUGUCCUUUUUUAUAGGGAGAGAAUAUGGAGAGGAGGAGACAUGAAACAAAGGAGAAUAAUCACAAACACAUUUUAUAUUUUCUGUGAGAGUCACUUUUUAGAAUGAACCCUUUUUUUUUUUCUUAAGCGCCUCAAUGUUUCAUUAGCAUCGUAUGCCCUGGUUGUGCCUUGCCUGAACUGGGUUUUGAUGUCAUUUGCCAAAUAUUAAAAAAAUAUAAUGAAAAUCGCAGUUAAAGAAGGCAAAAAGUUUUAGGUACAAUUGACCUUCUUUUAGGCUGCUGGUUAAUACAAUGUAACCUUUGAAAUGCUUGUGUAACAACUUUAUUUUGGUUUAAGCAGUAAUAUUCUGUAAUUGGGUUUUCAUGUCUUAAGUUAUUUUAGGGCUGGAGUUGUGUGGUCAUGGGGAGAGGAAGCUGGUUACAUGUUUAGAGUGAGUGGUUAUGUCAGAUUGGCGGAGGGUGGUUUGCUAGCAGGGAGGGGAUAGGUGUGAGGGAUGGUUUGCUGGCUGGGAGGGGAUAGGUGUGAGGGAUGGUUUGCUGGCUGGGAGGGGAUGGGUGUGAGGGAUGGUUUGCUGGCAGGGAGGGGAUGGGUGUGAGGGAUGGUUUGCUAGCUGGGAGGGGAUGGGUGUGAGGGAUGGUUUGCUGUCUGGGAGGGGAUGGGUGUGAGGGAUGGUUUGCUGUCUGGGAGGGGAUGGGUGUGAGGGAUGGUUUGCUGUCUGGGAGGGAUGGGUGUGAGGGAUGGUUUGCUGGCUGGGAGGGGAUGGGUGUGAGGGAUGGUUUGCUGGCUGGGAGGGGAUGGGUGUGAGGGAUGGUUUGCUGGCUGGGAGGGGAUGGGUGUGAGGGAUGGUUUGCUAGCUGGGAGGGGAUGGGGCGGAGUUUGGUUUGCUAGCUGGGAGGGAUGGGGUGAGGGAUGGUUUGCUAGCUGGAGGGGAUGGGUGUGAGGGAUGGUUUGCUAGCUGGGAGGGGAUGGGUGUGAGGGAUGGUUUGCUAGCUGGGAGGGGAUGGGUGUGAGGGAUGGUUUGCUGGCUGGGAGGGAUUGGGAGGGUGGUUUGCUGGCUGGGAGGGAUGGGGUGUGAGGGAUGGUUUGCUGGCUGGGAGGGGAUGGGUGUGAGGGAUGGUUUGCUGGCUGGGAGGGGAUGGGUGUGAGGGAUGGUUUGCUGGCUGGGAGGGGAUGGGUGUGAGGGAUGGUUUGCUGGCUGGGAUUACGUAGGCGGUUCACGGAAACAUGGGGACAAGGAUAAUGAAAUCCAGAUGUUUUCUUUCUCCGUUUGGAAGCCUCCGGUGGGCUUGUUUGCUUUUUGGACUUUGUUGCUUAACAUUGUGUGGGGGGGGGGUGUUUGUUUAUUUUUUUUCCUCCCCCUCUUACAACCAGUGGGAACUAAAUUCUCUGUUUGCAUCCCAUUUCCUGCUGUUUUACGGCCUCCUCCUGCUAUCAGUAGGAGACCAUGCUUCUUUCCAGGUGGUAGGUUUAAAACCAAAACUGGUGUUCUUGAUGUCCUGAGUCACGGGAUAUAUUCAGCUUGCUGAAUUGUUUUGUUUUUCUUUGAUUAGCCGGCCCACAGAAGAGAGCACGAUUCCUUAGAUUUAAUUUCACUUCCAUUCUCAAAAAAUCUAGGACUUGGUCUAAUGCUUUUAUACACUUUGUUAUUCACAUGCUGGCAAGUGGUUGCCUAUCCCAUUGGGUCAGAUGUAUAUUUUUUUAACUCCCACUGUUCUCAACCAGAAUCUCACUGAGCAUGAUGGGAGUUGAAGUCUAGCAGGUGUGGGCAAGUUCCUACAUUCCCAACACGGGGACUUGUAUUAAUUUAUUGGGGGGGAAUAAACUGCUUAUUUGUCUUGUCUAUGCACACGGUCUGCCGAUUCUAUCCAGGUGUUGCGUAUUUGACCCCUCCAUCCCUAUUAAUUCAUGACUUUAUUCUCAUACCAUCAGACAUUGGGAGUUUAUAUGAUGAAUCUCACCAGGUGAAUGAAGAAAUGCCUGUCUCCGCCAUAGUGAAAUAUUGUAGAUGGAGGUCUGAGAUUGUUUUAGAUUGGCCGGCAUCCAGGGAAAACUAGUUGUUCGUUGCAGCGCCAUAUUUCGCCAUCACUGAAUUAAUGUCUUUACUAACAAAGGCCUGACCUGUUUUGGGUCCGUGGUACCCAGAUAUUGGUGUUUACGAAUUGUUAUAAACCGGUUUCUCCUGCACAAAGUAUCCUUUAUAUUGGUAAAUGUUUGGCUUUCAGCCUCUCUCUGGUAUAUUAGGUGGUAUGGGCAAACUGUUUUUGGUAAAUUGCCAUCAAUGACCUCAUUAAAACCAAUUAAAAAAAAUAAAAUAUAUUUUGACAGUUCUGAACAUUGUGCAAUAAUUGACAAUCUUAAGGUUUGGGCCACCUCAGACAGUGGGUUAAGUUGCACAUUUUUCUGCUGUGGAUUUUUGCCAGGAUGACGUGGUAGAAAAUCCCAUGUUUUUUCUUUUUCGUUCCUUUAGACCACUACCUCGCAUCAUCAGUCUCUUCUCCUGCUGUUACUGCCAUUCUGGUACUACGCGGUGGGGAAUUAAGUAUUUGUCCCCCUCUUCUCCCACCCACUCAUCUACCUGGGUCCUAAUCCCUGAAGGCUGUGUAUGCUCCGGUUGUCAUUCCAUCACCGGCACAAAGUGGACUUUUCAAGCUGUUCAGGUGCACCAAGAUUUUUGUGAAACGCUCUGCCCCGUAUCUGUCCUCUAGUGCAACAUGAACGAAUCUCUUCAAAUAAGGCAGUAAACGUCACAAUGCACAGAGAGCGUGCCAAGCUCCCAUUAUGGAAUAACAUUCCAUAGCCACAUGCCAAGGCUCUUUAUAAUGAAAGCAGUGUCAGCGUGCUGGCACCAACUCUGUGACAUGGACUUUAGAUAGAAUGUAUCUCCUGCUGUCCUGCUCAGAUAUUACAUGCACAUCUGCUUCCGAUACAGAUUCCUGCAUUUGCAAGCGUUUUGCCAAUUCCAUGCUUUCUGUGUUGGAAUAUGUGGAGUCCAAUGAGUGUCUUGAUUCACGAUACACACGUAUGUGAUGAGUUCCAUUAUGUUCUAGCUCGAUGGAAUGCAAUCUGGUUAUAAACCCAUUUGAGGUUGGUUUGGUUUUUUUUUUUUUUUUUUUAAACCAGGUUUAGAUCACUGGCUGAAUAUUUUCUUCAAUCCCUCUUCUGGUUAAUUGAUGUUAAAUGUUUAGUAACCAGCCUGUGAUGUGUGUGUUCUUUAUUUCAGACAUUUAGAGUUCUUUCUGUCUGAUUUCUAGUAAUGGAAGAUGUGCAUUUUCUAUGAGCAGUAAUUGUGGAAAUCUUGGUGGCUCAUUCUUUACACUCAGUGACUGAACAUUACUUAAACUGGCAACUUAGAGGGCUACCGGAGAAUCAUGUUGAUGUAGCAAAUCUAGGUUUAGUGCAUAAACCCCAUGAUAACCAAUUCUUAAUGACCAAAAUCUAAUUAUUUUAGCAUCAGCGAAUUCCUGGCUGUUAGAUGAUUUCCUUGACUCCGCAGAGCCGUCAGACUGGGACUCCAUGUGUGAUCUUUGUUUAUCUGGGAUUCCUUGAAGUGUUAUCAGGUGUAGAGAGGAGAUUGAUAGCGAGCUGGGGCCUACAGAUUGCUAUCUGGGUUAGCACGAUCGUGCACUUUAAUAAAAGCCGCCUGGUAGGAACUUUGUAGCAUUCGACUGAUUAUAUAAUGCCCAUUCUUGACUAUCUGUGAAGAUGUCCAAAUAUUGCAUGCCGGAGGGCACUGUGUACAGGUGCCCACUGUGAGUGCCAUGCAUGUGAUAAGACUCAAUGCCAACAUUUCGGGAUAAUGUUAAUGACACAAUACACCAAACACUACAUGUGAAGUGCUAACUGAAGCCCUCGGCAUGAUUUUUUUUUUUUUUUCUGAAUUCUGGGUGGUGUCCUUAAACAUUUGGGGGUGGGGGAGGUGCAGUUUGACCCCUGUGUGGGUGUUUUUUUUUUUUUUUGUUUUUUUUUUAAAUCAAGUGGAGCACCUGAUAUUUAAAGGGAUACUCUAGCGCAAGGAAUACAAAGCUGUAUUCUUGUACUGUUGCUCCCUCAUGCAUCUCCCCCACCCCGACACUCCCGCCCUGCCAAAAUAAGGGUUUAAAAACCCUUUUACUCACCUGGUGUCCCUUAGCGCUGGGUCGGAGCCAAGUCCAGUGCUGACCAAAAGUCUGUUAGCAACCAGGAAGUGCCUGUAGUGGCUGUCUGAUGGCCAUUUGAGGCUGUCUUAGUCUUGCAAUAUAAUUACAGUACUGUAGAUUCUCAAACAUGUUUGACAUUGUACCGAGACCACUUCAAUGAGAUUGACGUAGUCUGGGUGCCUGUAAAGUCCAUUUAAUGUAUUGUGGAUGUCGUUUCUCUACUAGUUGGGAUAUUUUUGUUUCCUCAUUACAGACCAUCUUGUCUUAGUCUAAGGGCGGGGAUUGCAGGAUCACAAACUGGUAUUUGAUUUUUCAAAUAUAUUUUUAUUUUUCUACUAUGCAGAUGUGAAGAAAGACUGGUCAGACCAUGCUUUGUGGUGGGAGAAGAAGAAAACUUGGCUUCUAAAGACCCAUUGGACGUUGGACAAGUAUGGAAUCCAAGCGGACGCAAGGCUUCAAUUUACCCCGCAGCACAAAGUUCUCAGACUGCAGCUUCCUAACAUGAAAUAUGUAAAAGUCAAGGUGAACUUCUCAGACAGAGUCUUCAAAGCCGUCUCCGACAUCUGCAAGACCUUCAGUAAGUAACCCUCCUUCUCCAUGAGGCCUAUCUGUUUGGGCCCUGUAUCGCUAGAUGAGUUUUAAUUUCCGUUUAAUUUGUGCUGUUAGGCUGUGGUUCCCACGCCAGUCCUCAUGGCACACCCGCAGUCUAGGAUUUCAACAUUUCCUAAUUUUCAGUGGGGGAAAUUCAUGGACUCCAGUCGGGCCUUGGGCAAAGAUUGAAACCACAUCUAUCCAAAGCUUCUGAUUGUACUUGAAAAGUUGAGAUUGAAGUUGUUUUUGUGUUGGUGCAAGAACUUUUUUUUUUUUUUUUUUUUAUCUGGUACAUUGAAAGGUCUGAAAGAAAGAGUCAGGACUUUCAUUAAGCUAUAAGAUAAUGACUGUCCUUCGGAAGUCGCUAUGCUGUGUUGCCACAUUUGGACAUGUUAAAAAUGACCGCAAUGUUGUGGGUGUUCUUUUGCUUUUAGUUUUUUGCGAGUCUGAACAUAUUACUCUUUGUUUAGACAUUUUGAUGGUCAAUUUAUGAAAGGAAAGAUUGAUUUCUAAAUCCAGGUUAAAAUAAUUUCUGUUCUAUUCAAGGGAUGUAGUGUGACCACGACUUUCUUCUUUCUAAGGGUCUCUUCUACGGGGGAUUGGGGUGGUAAUGAUGACUGGACACACACACCAUGAGAUCCAGGUUGAUGGAGAAGGAUGACAAAACUUUUUUUCUUUUUUUUUUAUGGAAGGGAUUAAUCUGAGAGUGAAACUGGGGAGAAAUCAGCCAGGAAUUCUGUGUUAGUGGGUAAAGGGGAGAGCGAGUUGAAAAUGGGCAGACGUGAAAGAGAAAAGCCAUAGCCUUGGGAAGUUGCAAACAGAAUAGGGAAGGAAGACUGUCUGGUGGUAGAUUGGGAAAUAAGUUGUGGAAGGAGAUGAACAUUGAGGUAGAGUGGUGUGAUGUUCGUUGGGCGAAUUACAUGUUGAUUGAUAGAGGUAGGUUGUAGUAGAGCGGAGGUAUUGCCUAGUGUGGUGGUCAGUGGCGUUAGCGGGGUGACGUAAUUGAAGAGGGAUAGAGCGGAGGGAUGGGUGGUGUGGUGGUCAGUGACGUGAGGUACUUGUAGUAGAGCGGAGGUGUAACGGAUCACCUGGCACCCUGAGUGGGUACCUUCCGUUGACUGAUGCUCUAAGCACUCCACUAGACCCCAUAACCACCACAGACCCCACGAACCGCCGCGGCUUGGUUGGGGUCUGUCCACCUUACACCCAUUCUGGACCCAAGACCAGGGACCAGCUUCUAGUGGGUAGAGCUCUCUUGUAAUCCAGAAAGCAGGAACAGGUACAGCUCUUACAAGAGCUAGUGAUUAUACUUUGGGGAGUAUAGUUAUUAUAGCAAUCCCCAGAGUGAGGUUCUCCAAUCCCCCAAACAUGAGCCAAGACUUCAUGAAGGGUAGAACAGGUCUGUUUAAUGCAAGCCAGCACUCACAAUUUAUACAAUUCCUCAGACCAGAGGCACACAAAUUAAUCAGAAUACAACAAUGUCCAACACUCCCAUAUACAGCACACAAGCCCUCCCCUCUGCCUGUGAUACAAUUAACAAAGACAAUGGGCUAACUAAAUUAACUCUGAGCAGAAAAAAACCCAUACAUUUUUACAAACCCCAAAAAGUACUACAAAAUACAACAUAUCCCCUGAUAGCCCCGAUCUGGGUGAACAACAUAUCCAAAAAUCGCCAAAUCGGUUCAGGGGUACAGGAAUUUCCAGAAAGUCUAAUUUUUGCCCCAGCGUGCACAUGGUCCCAUGCCCAAAACCGUUCCAUACACUCGACAACAACACACUGCUGGACAAUUUAAGAUGGCCGCCGCCACAGAUUUGAAUCUGUUCCAGUUAAAAGUCCAAGGGGCAGAAACAGUGCCUUUAAAAUCCAAUAUGCCCAAAUAGUGUUUUUAAAGGGCAAUAUAUCCCAGGGGCCAUAGUCACAGGACAAGAGGCUGGCAAGCAGGCCUCUCCAAAUCCCAGUGACGAAGGUGCUUUCGUCACAGGAGGGAUAGAUGGUGUGGUGGUCAGUGACAUUCACUGGGCGAGGUACUUGUAGAGUACCAGACAGUCUUCCUUCCCUAUUCUGUUUGCAAGGCCAGUUUCUCUCCAAGGUUACAGGUUUUCUUUUACGUCUGCCCAUUUUCCACUCGCUCUCCCCUUUACCCACUAACACAGAAUCCCUGGCUGAUUCCUCCCUAAUUUCACUUUCUCAGAUGAAUCCCUUCCAUUUUAAAAGUUUCUUCAUCCUUCUCCAUCAACCUGGAUCUCAUGGUGUGUGUCCUCUGUGCAUGUCCGGUAUAUUGAUCUGGGGAGGUUGGCACUAUUAAAGGGAAAGUUCAUUAUGUUUAAAGUCUGUGAGCUAAUCAAUGGCUGCCUAAUGAGCUGCUUUCAAUACGGCUAAUUGUCUGGAAGUGUCCUGUGAUAUAGUAGUCACUUUGUUUUGGUUCCUCAGACUCCACUUUGAGAGGACAGUAUGAAUGCCAGAAGGACAAUUGUGGAUUGUUGGCCACAAUACCCGCUCUGUGAACGGGUUUUACUUUGUAAUCUGGGGAACAGUGAGCUGCUUAUCUUUACUUUCAUUUUAUAGUUUAUUUUAACACCGCUUUUUUAUUUUUAUUUUUAUUUUUUUUAAGCUACAGUGUUUACCCAUUAUAAAGCAUUCAUUUUUUUUUUUUUUUUUUUUUUUUUUUUUUUUUUUUUUUUUUUUUUUUUUUUUUUUUUUUUUGCGUGUCGUUGCAAUACAUUCUGGUGGGAAUAGCUGUAUAGCAUAGUACAUACAUGGCACAAUCGAGUAUAAAAAUACAUUGUGUAGUGCGGUUCGUACCUUAUUGUCUACAUUGUAACAAGCUGAAAUGUACUGUUAUUGAUGACACUUUUUGACAUUGUCACAUUAUCACAUUAAACCAUUAACCAGUUAACUGCGCUGAGCAGCGGGGGCCCCGGCCCGACGCCUCGUUGAUUUUGUCGCUUUCCGCUUGUGGUGAAUGGCGUCGACACGAGGCCCCAGCCCCCCGACAGCAUGAGAGAAAAGAGAGUAGUGGAUAGGGGGGUGGGGGGAAGGGGGAGGUCAGAGACCGGAGUUUCGCCCAGAUCACGCCCAGGGUCGACCAGGGGCAGCGCUGCCCUCUGCCCCGCUCUAGUUUCAUUCGUCUCUAUGCGUGGCCUUCCAGGGUUCCCACACCCUUUCAUAUGCUUUCAUGGUGCCUCUCACCAGUGCCGUGAGAUGGUCCAUGGCUUGGAUGUCUCUUAUUUUGUGUUUCACCAUACAGAUCUGUGGGAUGUCGGGUUUAAGCCAUGCCUGUGCCAUAGUGAGCCUAGCUGCCAGGGUGAUUUUACGUAGGAGUUUUUGCUCCCAUCCUGUCCAGUCUUCCAUUGGUCUGGAUAACAGGCACACCCAUGGGUCUAUGCCUACCCUCCUCUGGAACACUCUGUCUAGUAGAUUCCCCACUUCCCUCCAGAAGGCCUGCGCCUUCGGGCAGUCCCACCACAUGUGCUUAUACGUUCCUUUGUGUCCGCAGCCCCUCCAGCACAGGCCAUCUGGGGUUUUGUGCAUGUGGUGUAGCUUCACUGGGGUAGUAUACCAUCUAAACAUGGUUUUGUAUGCCUGUUCCUGUUGUGUAACACAUAUUAAGGUGGUCUUAUUUGCCUCCCAUAUGUCUCUCCAGUCUGUGCCCUCCAGGACCUCUUCCAGAUCUGAUUCCCACUGGGUCGUGUAAUGUGGAGCCCCCCAGUCAGUGUUAUUGGAGCUAAGGUGUGCAUAAAGUGAUGAAACUAGCCCUUUCGGGGGGUUUUCUUUUAGGCACAUUUUCUCGAAGCCUGUGGGUGUAGUCUGCGCUACAGCUUUUGCUAGGUUGUGUUGUGCAAAAUCCCUGAUCUGGAUGUAUCGAAAGAAGUCUGAGGGUGUUAGCCUGGUCUUUGCUGCCAGGGCUUCAAACAUUAGUAGCUGGUCGCCCGCUGUAGGCCCGCCCUCUCUCUAUAGUCUUAAAGUCUCUGGUAUAAAGCAUUCUUAAAUGUUAAAGAUUUCCGAUUCUUUUUCUUGCAAAUUUCCCUGCAUUCUAGUGACUUCCUGUUCAAGACCUUCAAAUCGAGAUUACAUUCCUCCAUUUUACUGUUUUGGGGGGUUUUUUUUAAAUGAGAAAACAGCUGAUUAAGAUGAGAUCCUUGUGACAUGGUACUUUAUUUUUAUUUUAUUUUUUUUCUGGAUGGUAAUCCUUCAUAAACUCCAGAAAUGCAGCAUGCCCGCCAUCUACCCUGGGCCCAAUUUUUAGCACCAUCACAAGUUCCACUUAAUGCAGCUCUUCUGGUGUCUGGAGUCUGCCAUCUUCCACAUUCCUAGACCAUUUUUAAAAAAAAAAAAAAAUCUUUAAAUCCUGGUCUCUCCCCCAAAGCUAGGUGACUCUGCAGCCUGCGGACAGUGUGACAUGUUCGUUCUCACAUUGUAUCUAAAUAACAUGAUUGGCUGCAAGCACAGGGGCCGCUUAUCCCAGAACGCACAGCCGAGCACUAAUGUCUAGUAAUGCUGAAGGAACGUUUCCGAAUUAUUGUGUUGUGUGGGCUUUGGGUGCCAGGAAAUGUUGGUGUGAAGCAGCUUUAACAAAAUCUGAGCAGAAAUUCCAGUUACCAGAAGCACUAAAACGUGAUGUAAAGGAGCGAUGAGCUGCAGUUCUAAUGGUGGAGACACCAUCCCUUUCCAGUGGUGCAGGGGGUCCUUCUUGUCGCUGAAGUUUCUUUGAGAGUUUUACAAUUUUUCAGGGUUUGAAAUUGCCUCUCUCCAUUGGCAAUUGAAUAUUCAGCCCAUGUGAGUGCGAUCCUCCAGUCUUGCCGUGACUAGUAACAUUUAAGACUUGGCUAGUUGUUGGCUAACAGAUUUUAAGCCCUGAUUGUUCCAUAUUGUACCAGUGGCAGACUGUUUAUCGUGAUUACUUUGAUCUUGAGAACAUGCCCCCAUUCAAUCUAAAGUCUUUUAAGAGAUCUAUGGCAAUAUACCUCAAUACAGAAUGCACCUGUCAUGGUUGAAUAUAUUUAUUACCCAUUAUGUGUUAAAUUUGUGUGUGUGUGUGUGUGUGUGUGUGUGUGUGUGUGUUGUUUGUAUAUUGUAUUUUUUUUUUUGUAAUCGUGUAACAAUGCAAUGUUUUGUGGACCCAGGACAUACUAGAGAAUGAGAGCAAUUUCAAUGUAACCUUCCUGGUAAAAUAUUUUAUAAAUACAUUUUUUGACACCCUCUCCCCCUAUGCCAUUGGGGAUGCUCCCAUUUCUUGCUGUUGAAGCCCCUUGGGUAUUCUCCCGUACGGGAUUUCUGCUGAUUCUGUCCGUAAUCUGUUACUGAGUCACUUGGCCUUGUUUCCUGACAGUCAGUCUCUCGUGGAUGGCUUCCUCUAAUAUCAGAAUUAGCAGAGUGAUUAAAGCUAUCUUAGAUGGAUUGAUCCAUGGGUAUGCAAGAUGUUCCGGAUUAUUCUAGUGAUGCACUUCAGUUGGUGUUGGGAAAUUGCCAGAAGUGAAUCUAAACCCGGUUAGCACUAAAUUAAUUCAAAUCUAGCAUUACGUAGUGGGGUAUUUCAAUUGGUUAAUACCCCAGCUUCGGAACUGGUUUAUUAGAUUUGUAUUCAGUGUGACUGGCAGGAUUACCCUAGUGUUUGUCACGUGAGCCGCAAUUGGUUAACACAAGGCUGAAUGAUGGCGUCUGCAUCGCAUGCUGAUUUAGAAUUCCUACCGUUUGCAGGUCCUUCAACGGUCUUGUCUGUGACCCAUGGUGAUCGCUGACCUGAAACCACCAAAUACAUGUUAUAUUCUUUUUAUAACUUGGUAAUAACUGGUUUUAUCAUUUCUAGCUUGUUUUGGCCAGUUAUGUGAUGGGCAAUACAUUACAAAACUUAAAGACUUUGUGUCUGUAAUUGUCUUGACAUGCGUGCAUAAAAGGUGACUUUAAAAAAUAAAAUAGAAAACCCCUGAUUAUUGGAUGUUUAUAUACUCUCAGCUGUGCUAAAUACACUGUACGUUUACCAAUUCCAUAAGAGAAGCCGAUCUAACUUGUUACCGGAUGGAUCAGAAAGUGGUGGUACACGUUUGGGUAGGUAGCUAUGUAGCUUAUAUGUAGGCGUUGGAAACUUUGGCUGUGGUGUGCAAUGUAUUAUCCAAAGUACGCCUGGACUCAGACUGAUGGAUCUUCUCUGUAAUACGUAAAUGUGAUCCACGUUUUCAUUAACUUUCAUCAUCCGGUUUGUUGUGCCUCCUUUGGCCCUGGAAAGGUUAGGUACAUGGUAGGAAGACCGGUCACUUAUCUCUUAUUCUGAUAAAUCAUUGAAUGGUUUACUAGCUUGUAACUGUUAUCUUUGUAUCUACUUGAGAUCCUAAAACUCCACCCUUGGCAUUCCCAUCUCGACUCUAGCUCUGAGUCUAUUCUAAUCCAGCCUCCCCAUCUCUGCCCUAGCUCUGAGUCUAUUCUAAUCCAGCCUCCCCAUCUCUGCCCUAGCUCUGAGUCUAUUCUAAUCCAGCCUCCCCAUCUCUGCCCUAGCUCUGAGUCUAUUCUAAUCCAGCCUCCCCAUCUCUGCCCUAGCUCUGAGUCUAUUCUAAUCCAGCCUCCCCAGCUCUGCCCUAGAUCGGAGUCUAUUUUAAUCCAGCUCUGGGUAACUUUGCUCUCAGCAUGUACAAUACGAUGAAAGGAAAUUCCAUAUUGACUUCCUUAUCACCGCUUUAUGUAACAAGCAAGCUUUCUAAAACUACUUUUCUUUAAUAUAACGUUAAAAUGGGGGAGAGGGGUGAAAAACAUAAGAUGGUAAUUGGUGUGGCGGGGGGGAAUUGUUCUGGUUUUCCUGAUUUCAGUAAAUGCGAUCUGUUUCCCCUAGAAUCUCCCAUGUGGUGAAAAGAGGGCUCAGUCGGUUAGUACACAAACUGUAGAAUUGUCAGCUCCGCUUUUUGUUACCCGCAAGGCUUGUGAAAGUUAAAUCCACUAAUCUGCUGGCAGAAGGUUUUGUGUCGUCCCUAAUAAUGUGCCAUAAAUUGGUUUACCCAGAGUCUCUCUGUGAUCCACCUUAUUCCGUUAAAACCUUCUUACUGAGUGCUUAUUAGAAGCCAGCGAUGCCUUCGUGUUAAAGUUCAGAAUGUGGUGUUUUUAAAAUCGAUUCCACUCUUCUCUGACUCCAGCAGGCACCGAGCCUCGUGCGGUCUGUAUGUCCCAAGGCCUGAAUACCUCCUCCUCUGUCAAGUAUUGCACAAGCGUUUGUAAAUCCACUUUCCCCAUAAAAGGAGGUGAAAUGUUUUCUCUAUUUGUAAUGUUUGUUGUUUCUAGACUUUGGAAAAUGGAAAGUUACUGCCAGUUUAAAUACACAACCUCUUAAUACUUGUCCAUUGACCUCACACCGGCGAUAUUUUCUUUAUAUAGUCUUUGGUUUGUCAGAGGUGGAAAGCGUCAAAAAAAAUCCCCCUCCCCCAACUGUCACUGAAAACCAUUAAAUAAUCCAACCUCCUGCUAGGAAAAAUGUCUGUCUGUUGUAAGAGUGUCUUCUAAACUACAUAGAAUUCUCCUCUCACACAGUUACUGCAUGAACGAAGACUGUAGUAGGGCGGUGAGUGGGUCGGCAUCUCUUCUUCCUGAUUAAUUAUGUUAAUGCCAGUAUUGAAAUUCAUGUGUCGGCAUGGUCACAUGAAACUAGCUUUGUGAGACGGCUAUUACUACAUGUCAGGGUUCUUACCGGAGAUGGGAGUCUGUAGCGUAAAUAGUUUGCAAUGGUGAGCAGAUACAGUCCAAGGUGACCAGAUAAGACACCUGGACUGUGCAGGAAAGGUGAUUCCAAGGCAGUACCGACAAGGACUCAAAGUGACACGUGAAGAAAGAGACCGGAGGAGAAGACCGGGCCUGUUUCUACUGUGGAGAAAGAGGGCAUUUUAGCACACUUUGCCCUGUUCGUCCUCCAACGCCUCCUGCUCUUCGACUGGAUACUGCCUUUCUACGUCCUAUAAGAAGCCGUCAUGUUUUGCCUCCAUGAGAAAACCUCCGUCUCAUGCUCUAGUAGCCUGCAUCUGCUCCUUAAGUUACUUCCAGUAAAACAUCACUACCUCCUGCCAUCCCAAAGAUCUACCUUCGGAACGCCACCUGUGACACUGUUAUCGAGGGAUAUGACGAAAUUGGGGACUGGGCAGCCAGCGGCAGAUGAGAUUCAAAAACUCCUUUUUAAGGGUUAGCCACGUAUGCUCUUUCACUCUUUAUAAAUGUGCAGAUUUUCAAGACAAAGGCAAUAUGUGUGCAAUAUAAAUAAAGUCCUACGUAGUUCAUCUUUGCCAUAAAAGGCUUCCUCUUGGUACUUUUGCAUGAAAGCCUCAAUCAAAAUUUAUGAAACCCUCUUGCCCAUUGUCCAUUUAAAGCGAUUUGUAUUUAUGCAAAAUUAAUAAAACCUUUUUGUUUUAUUACUCCCCAGAUAUCAGACAUCCAGAGGAACUUUCACUUCUUCGAAAACCAAGAGAUCCCUCUAAGAAGAGAAAGAAAAAGAUUGAAGAACAAUGUGAAGAUAACAUUCUCGAACUUGAGGGGCCUUUACUGACCCCCGGUUCUGGUGAGUACAUCAUCUGACUAGUUUGUGGAGAGACUAGGACCUCAUAUGGGCCACUCUUAAUCAUGGCUGACCCCAGAUAAUUUGUGGCCUUGAUUUGGGUGAACUUCCAGCAGGUUUAGUGUGCCAGGUCCAACCGUUCAUCAUACCAUGUGCGUGGUUUCAUAGACACUAUGGUGGAACAGAUCAUUUUGUGUUCUGGAACACUGACCUUGUCCUGUGUACCCCCUGAGGCACUCUAUACUUUGUUACUGUUCCGAUGUUCUGUCCUGUCUUCUCACUGUCCUCUGCGGUUUUACUUUCAUUCUUUCCUAUCUUCUCCAGGCACUGAGGUUCUUUAUAUUGGGCCGGUGAAAGGUGAGUUCAGGGUUCCUUCUGAUCUGCUGUACUUUUACUGUCUGUUUCAAGCCUGUGUUUUUGGUUUUACAUUUUACUUUGGUGACACUGUCGCAUGCAGAAACUGUCUUGUCAUGGAUUGUGCUCUGUGACAAGUGACUCUUGUCAAGAAUAAAAUGUGUGGUUUGUCUUUCUUUCCUAAAUUAGGAAGUAUAUAUUCCAGUCCUGGCUUGUACAGUAAAACCAUGACUCCCACAUACGACGCGCGUGACGGAAGUCCCCUUUCCCCAACGUCUGCUUGGUUUGGAGACAGUGCCUUGUCUGAAGGAAAUCCCGGCAUACUUGCCGUCAGCCAACCGAUCACCUCUCCUGACAUUUUGGCCAAACUCUACAAGCCUCAGUCCCUUCUUGACAAAGCAAAAAUAAACCAAGGGUACCUUUACAUUUUAUUAUUUGUUUGUUCUAGUCCCACCUACAACUUGACAAUCUAUUUCGAGACGUGCGUUAAACUUGUUGUGGAGGGAUUAACAACAACCUGUUUUGCAGAUGGCUGGAUUCCUCAAGAUCAUUAAUGGAACAGGAUGUUAAGGAAAAUGAAGCCUUACUACUUCGAUUUAAGUACUACAGCUUUUUUGACUUGAAUCCAAAGGUAAAGUACAUCUCCUUAUGACUUGCCUCUCAUCCAUUCUUGGGGGGAGGGUGUAACUGUAUUAUAGGGGAGUGAGGGCUGCCUACGUGGUAACUGGUGUCGUGUUUUGUUUUGUCUCAGUACGACGCCAUCCGGAUCAACCAGUUAUACGAACAAGCCAAAUGGGCGAUCCUACUGGAGGAGAUAGACUGCACAGAGGAGGAGAUGAUGAUGUUUGCAGCGCUGCAGGUAUAGCGCAGGGAGUGGGGAGAUGUUUAAUAUUUUUAUUUUCUGAUACUAUAACAUAGUCUGUUUCCUCCUGUAAUUGGAGGAUUAUCUGACGUCCGCACAGAGACAGCUGUUGAAAUUUUGGCAAAGUUUGUUCUCCACAUCUGUAUGUAAUCCGCAGCGGUUGGAUUCCCCGACUUUCCUGAAAUGUGUGCCUGCCGGUUACGGUGCGGGCAGGAUCAUGCUUUGACAGAGAAUGCAAUGCCUUUAUCACCAGCUGCCGAGAUUUGUGUUUACAGGAGCUUCUCGCUAGGCGGCUUGCUCGCUCGCAGGUUCUCUCUCAUCAAAUUCAUCAGGAAUUGGGUUUCACCCUAAAAAACUUUGUAAAGUAAUAAAGUGAGCAGGAUAUUGCUUUGCUGCAGAGUGAUUUGGAUAGAUUGGGGUGCUGAGCACUCAAAUGGCAGAAGAAGUUUAAUGUUGAAAAAUGCAAAGUUAUGCACUUUGGUGUAAAGAAUGGACAAGCAACUUACACCCUAAAUGGUAGUGAAUGAGGGAUAACCACACACGAGAAGGAUUUGGGAAUUGUUAUAGACAACAAACUAUGCAACAAUGUGCAAUGUCAAUCUGCAGUUGCUAAGGCCAGUAAGGUUUUGUCAUGUAUAAAUAGGGGCAUAAAUUCUCGGACUGAAAAUAUAAUUUUGCCUCUUUAUAAAUCGCUGGUAAAACCACACCUUGAAUAUGCUGUGUAAUUUUGGGCGCAUGUUCUAAAGAAAGAUACAUCAUGGCACUAGAAAAAGUCCAGAGACGAGCUAAAAAAUUGAUAAAAGGAAUGGAGCAUUUUAGUUAUGAAGAAAGGCUAAAAAAAUGUAAAUCUCUCUAUUUUGGGAAAAAUUGUGCCUGAGAGGGGAUAUGAUAACUUUAUACAAAUAUAUUUGGGGCCAGUACAAACCUUUAUCUGGAAAUCUAUUCAUAAACCGGGCUAUACAUAGGACACGAGGUCACACAUUUAGGCUGGAAGAAAGGAGAUUUCAUCUAAGGCAAAGAAAAGGUGGUUUUUUUUUGUUUUGUUUUUUUACAGUAAGCGCAAUAGAGAUAUAUAAAAAUGGAUAAAAUAUUUCUCCUUUUAGGAUUAGUUUAGGGUGUAACCCUGAACUCUAUCAUGGUUGUGUAUAAGUGGGCACAUGCGGGUGUUUGGGAUGACAAACUGGGUGGGUUUGAGUAGACUUAUGAAUCGGAAUACAAAGUCUCACAUGUUCCAAUAGCAAGUAGUGGUGUCUGGGAAUGUAAGCCGGUCAUCGCUGUUAACCAUACAGCUGACUCACUGGGUUUCAUUAACGAUCCCCUCCACUGUGCGAAAUGUGAUCCUGGAGAUGAAUCAGCCUGCCGCCAUUUCACAUACUCCAGGUUUCUUCAUAGGCUGCGGAGUUGAACCGUAACAAGAUAAACAAGGACUUUCUUGCAGACACCACACAGCUGGCCGCCUUUAAAAACCCCAAACCGUUUGACGAGUUAAUAUUUUGCAUAUUCUUUCCAGAACAGCGUUUUACAGUAUUUCCAAAAUGUGAACUCUAGGCAAUAACCCUUCAGUCACAACAUUUCGAAGUACAAUUUUAUAUUUUUGUUGGAUUUGUUUUUUUUGCCUGUAUGCCAACUCUAUUACUCUGCACCAUAGACAAUGUUGGUGCCAUAUAAACAUUUAGAAGACUCUAAUCAUGUGCUAAAUGAUGGGUUGGCACAGUCACUGCUCGGUCCACCUGUAUCUAGUAACUAGCUGGAUGUCUCAUUGGCUCAGCCUGACGUUCAAGGUUACAAUUCGCGUUCGUUACGUUAGAAGGCAAACUAAGGUUUUUGAAUCGCAAACUGCAUGGUGCGUGAUGCAAUCGGUGCAGUUUUUCAUAAUGUGUGGUUUAAGGGUGUCUGCAUUACUGGGGCCAGUAAUCUGUGAUUAGUGGGGGUUAUAAUCUUGCAUAUAUGGAGCCAUUCUGAGCCUGUGUCUGCAGAUAACCCGGUUUCUUCCAGGACUUUGUAGUUCUGGCCAAUGGCUGGCUGAGAGUUUUGUGAAAUGUAGUCGAAGAGCUCUCUGCCAAUGGUUGGACUCUGCUGGUCAAAUCUCUUUUCAGAGCAGCCAUGACUUCCAGUUUAUAGAUCACUGUUUCAGCAAAGAGGACAUAGUCUUAAAUUAGAGGGGCAAAGGUUUAAAAAUAAUAUCAGGAAGUAUUACUUUACUGAGAGGGUAGUGGAUGCAUGGAAUAGCCUUCCAGCUGAAGUGGUAGAGGUUAACACAGUAAAGGAGUUUAAGCAUGCGUGGGAUAGGCAUAAGGCUAUCCUAACUAUAAGAUAAGGCUAGAGACUAAUGAAAGUAUUUAGAAAAUUGGGCAGACUAGAUGGGCCGAAUGGUUCUUAUCUGCCGUCACAUUCUAUGUUUCUAUGUAAAUUCUUUAUUUUCAACCUAGAAUUAAUUGUAAAUAUAUAAAAAUCCAAAUAAUUUAAGGUGUAAUCCCUGUGAUGUCUGUCACAUUGCUUUCUGUGCUGUUUGCGUUACUCUGCUGGGGAUUUGAUGCAAAUGUCUUUGGGUAGAUGGUGGAUAAGCGGUGGGAUUCACAAAUCUCCUGUAACUGGUGGAGGGUCUCUCUAGCUGAGAAAGCACUGGGCCGGGGGAGGCCAAAGCACCAGGAAAACGUUGUUCGUUAAUGAAAUACUCUUCAUAUUACAUGGGGGAGAAAGAGAGGAGGGUGGGUGUUGCUGUUACACUCCCUCACACUCUUGUGCCUCUGUGUCUGAUUAAGAUCUUUAAAGACCCAGUAAUAAGUAAAUUUCGACCCUUUUCGCACAUGACCAGCAUCUCCUGCUGCAGCUCACAUUGCGCCAACCUGACCAUUUAUUUUGUGAUGUAAAAAGAGUCUCCACUGCAUCCCAAAGAAAAUGUUGUCUCCUGAUGGGUUGUGUGACUUUACCUGGUGAUAAUUGUAACUUGGGAGAUCAGCUGACUGGUGUGCACCCCGAACCCCCAAAUCCGUAAUCCUGGUUCUUCACUCUGAAAGUGCCCGUUGGCAGUGAAGAGUUACAAUUUCCGGGCUCUCUAAUCUCGUUGCUGAGUAGCGGUGAUGGUUUUUUGUGUUUACUGACCAUUAAAAAGGGGCAUCUGCUAUUGUGUGGGUUUACCUCCACAUCGAUUGGGGUGGUGGAGGGGGGAGGUGUACCUCCACAUCGAUGGGGGGUGUAACUUUUCAAAAAAAAAAAAAAAAAAUUACAAAUGUAGGACUUGUUUUAAGUUUUAACGUUAAAUUUUAUAUAUAUAUAUAUAUAUAUAAAAAAAAAUUUUUUCUUUCAUCACUUUGUUUAGUAUCAUAUAAACAAACUUUCUAUGAUGUCAACUGAAAAUCACUACAAUAACAGCGACAAAGAGGUAGAUGAGGUCGAUGCUGCACUCUCUGAUCUGGAGAUCACUUUGGAAGGAGGGAAAACCUCCACUAUUCUGGUGAGCGCCUUCUAAACAUUUCUUUGUGUCUCUAUGUGCUACUUGUCUCCUGUCUUUGUGGCUCUGUGUGUGUGUGCUGCUUGUCUCCGUGCUUCUUGUCUCCUGUCUCUUUGUGGCUCUGUGUGUGUGUGCUUCUUGUCUCCUGUCUCUUUGUGGCUCUGUGUGUGUGUGUGCUUCUUGUCUCCUGUCUCUUUGUGGCUCUGUGUGUGUGUGUUUCGCGUCUCCUGUACAUAUUUUUUAUUUUUUUUUCUAAAAAUUCUUUUGAAAAAUAGGGUAAUUAAGAUGUAUUUGUGUAAAUCUAUGUACUACGGACACUAGAAAACUGGCAUUAUAAUCUGUUACCGUUCAGUUGAGCAAGGAGUACUGUAUGGUACAGAGGAAGGAGGGUGCUGUGAUGUCAUAGUGAUGUCGGAGAACAGGAUAAUGGGGGUAAUAACUGUUAACUGUUGGGGCAAGUAAAUGGAUCCUAAAAGGUGCAGGGCUCUAAACCACUCACUAAAAUGUUUUUUUGCAUUUUAAAAUGUGAAUAUUUGGCUGUAAUUUGCCGCCUCUUCCCUGGGUGCCGGGGCUGUUUGGUGGCACGGCACUCUGUAUGAUAAUACAGCCUGGAUAUAGUGAUUUAAGCUUCUCACAACCUGUCUGAAUGUUCUGUAUUUUUACAAAAUUGACAAGUGACUUCAGCUUCUCUAAAAUGUUUGUUCUUUACAUGUUUUGUUUUAGGGGGACAUUACCUCUAUUCCAGAACUUACCGACUACUUAAAGGUCUUCAAGUAAGUAAAUUCUUUAGCUGCACCCCACUUUCAACCCCUCCCACCCCCUCCCUCAAAUCACUGCUUAAUGAUUGUAUGUCGUGCCCAGCCAUGAGUUACCUCCCUAAUUCCUUUCUAAACCCUGUAAAAGGGCCACUAUCCAUGAAUGGCUCCAUUCUGUAGUGUUUCUCCAUGUAGUGAGAUAAAACCAUCCCAGGUGUUCCAUAGACUUGCCUGUUAGUAUUGUGGUUGAAUACAAAACGCCAGUAAAUACACACAGGAAUCGGGACGUAUGAACACAGUGAAAAGGAUGUAUGUUCUGUAUAAUGCCUCCGUGCUGUCUCUCUGGCUGUCGGUAUGUUCUGUAUAAUGCCUCCGUGCUGUCUCUCUGGCUGUCGGUAUGUUCUGUAUAAUGCCUCCGUGCUGUCUCUCUGGCUGUCGGUAUGUUCUGUAUAAUGCCUCCGUGCUGUCUCUCUGGCUGUCGGUAUGUUCUGUAUAAUGCCUCCGUGCUGUCUCUCUGGCUGUCGGUAUGUUCUGUAUAAUGCCUCCGUGCUGUCUCUCUGGCUGUCGGUAUGUUCUGUAUAAUGCCUCCGUGCUGUCUCUCUGGCUGUCGGUAUGUUCUGUAUAAUGCCUCCGUGCUGUCUCUCUGGCUGUCGGUAUGUUCUGUAUAAUGCCUCCGUGCUGUCUCUCUGGCUGUCGGUAUGUUCUGUAUAAUGCCUCCGUGCUGUCUCUCUGGCUGUCGGUAUGUUCUGUAUAAUGCCUCCGUGCUGUCUCUCUGGCUGUCGGUAUGUUCUGUAUAAUGCCUCCGUGCUGUCUCUCUGGCUGUCGGUAUGUUCUGUAUAAUGCCUCCGUGCUGUCUCUCUGGCUGUCGGUAUGUUCUGUAUAAUGCCUCCGUGCUGUCUCUCUGGCUGUCGGUAUGUUCUGUAUAAUGCCUCCGUGCUGUCUCUCUCUGGCUGUCGGUAUGUUCUGUAUAAUGCCUCCGUGCUGUCUCUCUCUGGCUGUCGGUAUGUUCUGUAUAAUGCCUCCGUGCUGUCUCUCUCUGGCUGUCGGUAUGUUCUGUAUAAUGCCUCCGUGCUGUCUCUCUCUGGCUGUCGGUAUGUUCUGUAUAAUGCCUCCGUGCUGUCUCUCUCUGGCUGUCGGUAUGUUCUGUAUAAUGCCUCCGUGCUGUCUCUCUGGCUGUCGGUAUGUUCUGUAUAAUGCUUCCGUGCUGUCUCUCUAGCUGUCGGUAUGUUCUGUAUAAUGCCUCCGUGCUGUCUCUCUGGCUGUCGGUAUGUUCUGUAUAAUGCCACAGUUUCUGGGUGUCGGGUGCCUUUUAAGCAAAUAUAGUUUGUGAAAUUGAACCUAUAACCGUGGGAGGAACUCGCCGGAGGAUUGCUUUUCUGCCAACGUCCUAGUUUGUGUUUGUAUUCAGUGGUCGUUGGCUCAGAAUCUGUUUUCCUCCACGGAGCUAUUUUUAUUCUGACAUCAUUCCAAGACGGAGGAAGAAGUCACUUUGACAACAAUAAUACGGGCUCUGUUGAUGGCUGUCGUGCCAUCUGCCCACUAUCUAUGGCUUUUAAAUGGCUGGUCAGUCUGACGUGCUGAAUAUUUCUCCAGGAAUAUCUCCACAAUGUUAAAUAUAUUCAGUUUAUAUACUGUUUAGCUCUUAAAAUUGGCACGUAGCCAAGGCACUGUAUUACCCACAAUAUACUUGGUGGCCACUGCAAUCUUCAGAAGAUUUGUUACACCCCGUAUAGUCUCCAGGCGUGCUGCUUGGCAUUUACAUGUUCCACACGGUCGUUUGAUCUGUGACAUGACUUGGUAAAGGAUCAUGGGAAGGGGUGAUUAGUAUGAAAUGCCAGGCGUUGGGUAUUGAGCUCUAUGUAAAAUGAAUCCACAGAGUAAUGGCUGCUAACAGUGGCUGUGACGGCCAAUCCAUCGGUUUCUGCUUGUGGUUGUGUGUUGAUGUAGCAUUUCCUGUGUGUCGUGUUGCUGAUGCAGCUGCUGAAACGGUAAAUGAAUGUAUUCAACUUGGUGGCGCUGAUGGGGUUAACCCAGCUGGGUUCUUAAACCUAGAGCUAAAACGUUCCUUCGUCUUCGUUUAACAUCCGGCUUCUGCAAUCUUCUCACAGCUGUCUGCAGAGUAAACGCUUUUUGUUCCUUAUAGUGCUGGUCCUAUACAGUCUGACUUAUGGUCUAAAUAUUCCCAAUUGGUUUUCUGUCCACUCUACUCUUUCCCCCACCCCCCUCUCUUUUCUCUCUCUCCAGCCUUUUCUUUUCUCGCUCUCCCCCCUUCCUAUUCUUUUUCUCGCUCUCCCCCCUUCCUAUUCUUUUUCUCGCUCUCCCCCCUUCCUAUUCUUUUUCUCGCUCUCCCCCCUUCCUAUUCUUUUUCUCGCUCUCCCCCCUUCCUAUUCUUUUUCUCGCUCUCCCCCCUUCCUAUUCUUUUUCUCGCUCUCCCCCCUUCCUAUUCUUUUUCUCGCUCUCCCAACUUCCUAUUCUUUUCUGAAGCUCUCCCCUUCCUAUUUUUCUCUCUUUCCCCUACCCUCCUUCGCUUUCUUUUCUCUCUUUCCCCUCCUUCCACCUUCCUUUUCUUUUCUCUUCCCCCUCCUUCCUUCCUUUUCUUUUCUCUCCCCUCCCUUCCUUCCUUUUCUUUCCCCCCUCCUUCCUUUUCUCUUUCCCCCCUCCCUUCCUUUUCUUUUCUCUUUCCCCCCUCUCCCUACUUUAAAAAUAUCAAUAUAGAUUUACUGGUACUAAAAAUUUAUUUAUUUAGGUUUCCUUAUCUUUUCCAUGAGAGGUGAAAAUCUUCUUCAAUGUCUGUGCAUCCCCUUCCCCUCUUAUUUGACUGUAGGCCAAAGAAGCUCACUCUGAAAGGAUACAAACCGUAUUGGUGUACCUUUAAAGACACCUCCAUCUCCUGUUAUAAGAGUAAGGAGGAAUCCAGUGGAACUCCUGUCCAUCAAAUGAACUUGAGAGGUAAGACAGUCAGGAGCUUCAUGCGUUCCAAGCUCCAGACCUACUACAGCCCACCAGGAGUGUGUCCUCCCAGGGUAAUUGCUGAAACCCAGCCAUAGCUCCAGACCUAUUACAGCCCACCACAAAUGCGUCCUUCCAGGGUAAUUGGUGAAACCCAGCCAUAGCUCCAGACCUACUACAGCCUACCAGGAAUGCAACCUCCCUUGGCAACUACUGAAAUCCAGCCGUAGCUCUAGAAUAGACCUACUAUAGCCCAGAAGGAGUGUGUCCUCCCAGGGUAAUUGCUGAAACCCAACCAUAGCUCCAGACCUACUACAGGCCACCAGGAGUGUGUCCUACUAAUUAAUGAAACCCACCCAUAGCUCCAGGGCCUACUACAGCUCACAACAAAUGCGUCCUCCCCGGAUAAUUGAAAAAAAAGCACUCCUAACUGGGACCUCUGUCUGAGCUGAGCUCUGAAGUGCAGGGAGCUGUUCAUUGGUUGUGAACUCUCAGCUGAUCACUCUCAACCUAUGAUCCUGUCCUGCACAGCUUAGCUUGGCUAAUAAAAGCUCCAUGCAGGAGCUCCUGCUCCAGUGGAGAUUGGCAUCAGGUGGACCUCAGGUGAAUCCUAAAACAGUUUGAUUACUUGCCCUCGGAGGCUAGUAUCAUGGUUCCCAUUCGCGGGAGGGAGUUCGUGUCGAAACACUUUAUUUAAAGCUGGUUUUGUUGAGGAAUCUGUAUCCCUGUAGAUGUCAUAACGACGGUAUAGAAUCCCGUUGGUCUGUGGAAGGUUUGUAAAUGAGUAGCUCCUUGUUUAAUGUUUCACUGUGCGGUAAAGCUCCAAAUAGGAACGUGAUGUCAGGGAGAAUUUUGGUCUGGAAUAGCUUUCUGUGAGAUUAACUCCGCAAUCCAGUGAUCGACAGACUGAAUGUUUGAGCUGGCCUGGCUUAGUCCAUUUACUCAUUUAGAAUAAUCUUGGUUUGGGGUAUUUUUAUUUUUUAUUUUUUUUAAAAUCCAGCUUUCACGUGACCACAUUGGCUACACAUCCUGGAUUCUGGCUAUUUAUACUCCAUCGUGCGCUGUCAGAAUAUUUCCCCUACGAUGAUUGAUUGAUCUGUUGGAUAUAGGGAAAGCUGUGAUUUAUUUUUUUUUUGGAUUUUUUAUUUUUUAUUUUAUUUUUUUUAAGUAUCAAUCUAAGCACAAAAACCAAUACAGCUCAGUGAUGUGAACCUUAAGCCUUGUACUUAUUUGCCUGAUGUAUCCAUAACUCUAUAGAGAAUGACAUGAACUUCAGCAUGGUCUUCUGUACAUGUUUUAACCAGACCAUCGUGUUUUAUUUUUCCAAUGCAGGUUGUGAGGUGACGCCAGAUGUUAAUAUCUCUGGGCAGAAGUUUAACAUUCGCCUUCUUAUCCCAGUUGCUGAGGGCAUGCAUGAGAUCUGGCUGCGCUGCGAUAAUGUAAGUAUUUCUAUUGUUCAUUGCUGCGGUGGUGUGUCUAUCUGGUAUUCAUGGUAAUUUUUUCUACCCUGCAGGAGAAGCAGUAUGCCAACUGGAUGGCAGCCUGCAGAUUGGCAUCAAAGGGCAAGACCAUGGCAGAUAGCUCAUACAGCUUGGAAGUCCAGAACAUCUUAUCUUUUCUAAAGAUGCAACAUUUAAACCCAGACCCACCACUUAUCCCUGACCAAAUGAACUCUGACAUUAACCCGGAAUGUGUGGUUUCUCCUCGCUAUUUAAAGAAGUACAAAAAUAAACAGGUAUGGGUUCAUUCAGCAGUAUUCGCAUCUUUAGAAUGUGCCCACAGUCUCCCUGGGGUGGGGAGGGGUUUAUUAAAAAUAAUCUGCUUGACCGCAGGACAAUGUCAUGUUUCACUAUUGUAUCUUCUUCCCGAGAUUGUUGCUGUGUCCCACCUUCCACUUUUAGUAGAAUUAAAGAGCAGUGCAGGUUAAGAUAGAGAUAUAGAUGUGUAUAUAUAUAUAUUUAUUUGUAAAUGUGUUUUCCAGAACAUAAAUUGCCUUUACUCACAAUGGAAUAUAAAAUAUUGUUCUAUUGGGAUUAGUCACCUUUUCAAUAUUGUCACACCCCUCUUUGCCCCAGAGCACCCUAACUUCUUUGCAGUAUGAUAUUAGCGAGGUUCCUUAAACAUUAGUAGAGGUUCUGCAAUGACUAUUGAUUCCACCACGUUCCAAAUCUGAUCUGGUGACCGCGGUGUCCAUUUGAGGACAACACAUUGAUGUGUGUUUAUUGAAAUCACAAAUUUUCCUAGUGGAAGUAGCCAUUAGAAAAUGAGUCAAUUCUGGCUAGUCACAGAUACACGUGGCCAGCGAUAACACCAUGGCAGGCUGUGGCAUUUAAACAAUGCUAAUCUGUCCCAGGAAAUUCUUCCCUCGCCAGCCAGAACUGCUGAAAUAAUGGGUCCAUGGACACUUUGCAUUCUGACCUUACCGUCAAACAGCAGAAAUGUUAAUAACCAAGUGAUGUUUUAAGUCCUCUUCUGUUCAGUUCUGCUGCCUGUGUUCACACGCUCCCCGCAGUUUCUUGUUCUCGCUGACGGGACUGGCGAGCAGUGUGGUCAUCUGCUGUUGUAGCCCAUCCUUCAACAAGUGGUCAGAGACAUUCCUCCAUGUUAAAGCUUCCUUAUUAGUUAGUUGCCUUCCUGUCAGCCAGAAUCGGGCCACCCAUUCUUCUCUAGCCCCUCUCUUUAACCCACAGAGCUGAAGCUCGGUGUUUGGUUUUCAUACCAGUUUGUCUCUAAAUUCUAAAGACUUUUCUGUUAAAAUUCCAGGAUAUCAGCAGAGGUUGACAUGCUCAGACCUCUUGCACCAGCAAUCAUUCCACAGUUACCCAUUAACCUAUUAAACCGCUUGACUGUGUCUAAACCAAUUGAAGCGCUCACCCUUUCUGUGUGAAUGAGUAAUAACAUGGAGACCACUGAAAACAGCUUGAGGAAGCUUAAAGGGACACUAUAGUCACCAGAACAACUACAGCUUAUUGAAUUUGUUCUGGUGAGUAGAAUCAUUACCUUCUGGCUUUUUGCUGUAAACACUGUCUUUUCAGAGAAAAUGCAAGGUUUACAUUACAGCCUAGUGAUAACUUCACUGGCCACUCCUCAGAUGGCUGUUAGAGAUCCUUCCUGGGUCAUGGCUGCCUAAAAUGCAUCCAAACAUUCAGUAUCUCCUCCCUCUGCAUGCAGACACUGAACUUUCCUCAUAGAGAUUCAAUGUAUCUCUCUGAGGAGAUGCUGAUUGGCCAGGGCUGUGUUUGAAUCAUGCUGGUUCUGCCUCUUUUCGAGUGUUACGGCUCCCCCGGUAGGAGAGGGGAUACUGCCGUAUAGGACGUUCCCAUACUGAAUGCAGAGGUAGCUACUGAGCACUCCAAACUGCAGACCCGCAAUCACACGAACCCGUUGGUCUCCAAAAACAGCUGAACAACAAUCACACGAAUCAGUCUCCCAAAUAGUCAAACAAGCAUAAUCCAUACGAAUAAUCCCCCCCAAUGAUGAGACAAAGCUCCGUAUUGAGGGUCAGCAGGAAUCUGUUUUACUGAGGGCUACCUGCCCAGUAUUUAUGCAGGUCUCCCACCUGGUGGACACUCCCGUAGGGGACCAGAUGGGAGACUGUGACAAGGACAUUACAACAACCAAUCACAGUGUUACACAUGUAGCCAUGCCCCUUUAAUUACCCUCUGCUCUGCCCGGGAGAUAAUUGUGAAGAAAUUCAAUUAUCUCCCUGGACAGAGACCAAACGCCGUUUUAAAUUACUAUAACAAAAUGCAUAAAAAUAUAUAAAUUUACAAUAACUGUACAUAAUACAGGCAUUCAACGUGCCCCCAGAUAGCUGGGAUCUGAGCGCACAAAAGUACCGAAUAGCGCUCCGAUCCUAUGCACACAGUCCAAUCGCCGUGGAGUCAAAGUGUUCACAAAGUCUGUUCUCCAUACGAAUAGACUCCAUGGGAUGGCCAUCUAGGGUGUGGCUUAUUCGUGGACAAAAUACCGAAUAGAGGGAUUUUCAGGAGUUCUCUACCGAAGGAAAAGGGAGGUCGGCUGCUUCAGCGGUGUUCGGGCCAAAAAGUGUCUGUUUUGAGUUCCAUGGGUUUACCGUCGAACACCGCUGAGCGUUCGCAGAUUUAAAAUGGCCGCGACCUCGUGUUCGGGAUACGAAUGGCGGCCACCCAGCUACAGGCAUCAACUAAAAGGUGUCUGCGGUUAACCUCAACGUUCAAAUGGGGCCAAGAGGUUAAUCAGCAGCACACUUCUCUACUGGGUGGCCGGCCAUUCGGGAGUUUAUUUUUUUUCAGUAGUAAAAAAAAAAAAAAGGGAAUGGUAUAGAGUCCACAUGAACGGCAAAAGUUGAAUCGAACCAGCGAAUGAUCGAGAAGUCUCUGUAAGUUCAAGACAGAGAGAUCUGUCACAGUCAGUCUCAGCCAAUUCUAUGGGGAAGCAUUGUGAUUGGAUCAGGCUACCACUUCUGAUGUCAGCAGAUUGCUGUAACAGAUCACCUGGCACCCCGACUGGGUACCUCCAUUAUUGGAUGCUCCUAGCGCUUCCUGAGGGCUCCAAGCACUCCAGCCAACACCAUAACCACCAUAGACUCCUUCAGAGAGCAAGACCGGAACAAGCUCUUAAAAGAGCUUAGUAGUUAUCCAAGGGAGCAUGCAGAGCAUAGCAAUCCCUUGUAGUGAUAUAGCAAUUCCCCCAAUAAGAGACAAGACUCUAGAUUGAGGGUGAAGUAGAACUGUCUAAAACUUUCUUUACUUGGGACUAGCCCAUAUGGUCAUUACAUUAACAUUGCUGGGAAAAGUCAAUAAAAUGACAGUCAAAUCAUAGCAGGCAACAUACAGUGACUUAUUGUAACACAAUGGCAUAUUUUUAAAGAGGUGGGGGAGACUAUUAACAGAAAAUAUCUCACGUGCCUGCAGAAUUAGCAAUAUGCAAAUCUACCCGAAUAUGGGUAAAUAUGUAAAUGAACCAGUCUUGCUAUUCAGGUAGUGCAUAUUGCUGUUGCUACCAACAGAGGGCACUAGACAAGCUCCAUAGCCAAAUCCACCUAGUUGGUAGCAAACUUCAGCAGUACAGGAAAGCAGGCAAUACAUCCCAGGGGCCAUAGUCACAUGGCAGGAGGCUGGCAAUCCGUCUUCUCCAAUGCCCAGUGGCGAGGUUGGUUUCACCACAACUGCUUGGUUUUUCUGAGGCAAAGGGCAUGCAGAUCUACAGCUUCAGGCAUGAAUACAGUAAGAUUUUGCUAUAUUUAUGGAGGCAUGAGGGGCCCAUCGGGGGCUAGAUGGUGGUGUUAACACUAUAGGAUUGGGAAUACAUGCUUGUGUUCCUGACCCUAUAGUGAUCCUUUAAUGUACUGUUCACGGUUAAAUACUCUAAUAGGAAUUUAUUUUAAUGUACUAAAACUUGGGCUCAUGCAAAAACAAUGACACUUUGAGCGGCAAGAAGGUGGCAGCUGGGUGUAUUACAGCUUUGAUGGUGGAAAAAAGUUUAAGCCUUCUAGUGUAGACCAGGACAGUGGGCAACGGUAGUUUCUCCCGUCUGUGUGUCUGUAAAAGUUUCAAGUUCCAGGAUCAAACAGCAGGAGCUCUCCCUCUGGACAUUUUAAAAAUACUAUUUUAACUUGAUACCAUGCUGGACGUUCACCUGCUUGUUUCACUCGGGUCAAAAGUAUUCUCUCAGUCCUAUUAAUAACGAACACCCUGCCCUGCUACAGGAAAUGACAGUGUGGCACAUAAAGGGUCAACUUGAGUAUGGGCACACGUCCAAAAUUGUGGGAUCUUCGAGGUCGGAUGUGACUUCUGCAUCGUUUACUAUUCCAUGACAUAGAGUUGUACCGGAAACUCUGUGCCCAGGGAAUGAAUGGAAUGCAGCCCGUGUGUCCCCACUGAAACAUGUCCUCUGUCUAUUUACCCUCCACAGCCAAGAUCCAGCCAUUGCAAGGACCCUGAACUUCUAUACAGUCACUCUUCUUUUUUUUUUUUUUCAUUUCUCAGAAUCCUUUAAAAAUAUUUAUUUUGGUAAAUCUUCUACUCAAUAUCUCCCUGCAGUGGAAUAUCUAUAGAGGUUAAAAUGCUGAAAGUGGCGUAAUCUGCAGGGACAUUCCUUUCAUUUCCAUGAUUGCUCCACGUUAUGGUGCUGUUAUAUAAACGGGUCAUGGUUAGGAGUCUCGGUGCUGUGCGAUCCAUUCUCAUGCGCCCAGCAGUCUAUAUCUGGCUUUGCUGUCUGUCUUCUAUUCUUUGUCAUGUGAUUUGCAUGUUUGCGUGUAGUGCGAAUACUUUAUAAACCUCACUGCUUUAUUUAUUUUUUCUUUUCCCCUUCUGGGUUUCAUUCCUGCGCCUUUUCUGCCUGCAGCUGGGCUAUGUAAGAGAAUUGGUAAGUCUCAAUCCCAUCCAUCGGACUUCAAUCUCGAUAUUCGUUUUUUUGUUAAACUUUCCUGGCUAACCACGAUUUUCUGGCUGCGAUCAGUGUAUGGAGUAAUCCUUUUCUUAUCGUUUUUGGUGUGAAGUGCAUGUUCUUGGUUUUUUGCUAAGGUGUUCUAAACACGUGAUGAAUGAUCGGUCUUGCUGCUAUGCAUGUGUCUGACAGUGGGGUGCAUUGUAUAGAUGAUCGGGUCAAGGCUUUUUAGUUUUUGUGGCUACAACCAGAAUCUCUGCACUCGCACGGAGUUAAUCUGUUUUAUACACGGUGUGUGCGAUACAGCGAGUACGUGAAAGCACUCAGCAGUAAGUGUUCAAACCUUGGUAUAAACUGACUGUUUCUCUCGGUAAGUGAUUUAGAAAAGUGUAAGCAGUUUCAGUCGGAGUCUGUCAGUGGACAAAAAAUCCCAAAACCACAGAUCGGUAGAAUCCAUUGCUAAAUGGAACCUCAGGCAAUGUAUCUAGGACCAAGACGGGCAGAGCAAACAAAGGGUUUCACACUCGCUGUGUUGCCAUAACAAGGCUAUUGAUAUCACAACAAAAAUACAACAUUUUUAACCUUUUUGUUUUUAUGUGCAUUAUUUUAAUAUUCAAGCUUAUAGACGGUGUGUCUAGAGAAAGCUGUGCAUUCAGAUAUCCACUUGGUGUAAAAAUAAAAUGUUUUGUUAUCUGAAAAUUGUGAAAACCAAUAAAAAACACAUUUGAUUUGAAAACCGAUUCAAUUUUUAAUCCCAAUAAUUAGCGCAUUGAUCGGCUCCCGAGUUGCUGUGUGCUAUUUUAUUUAUUCACUUUCUAUCCUUUUUGUCUGGUUUUAUUAGAUCACAGCGCGGAUUCUAGAGGCACAUCAGAAUGUCGCUCAGAUGAGUCUUAUAGAAGCAAAGAUGAGAUUUAUCCAGGCCUGGCAGUCUCUUCCUGAAUUUGGGAUCUCUCAUUUCCUUGCCAGGUGAGUCAAUAGACACUCUACUGCCGAAAUACAAAAAUGAUGCAUUGUUUUCCACUGUGGAUAUAUCUAAAAAUAGCUUCAGUUCUCUUGUCGCACAGACUUCCCAAUGCAGCUCAAUGAGAAGUCUUUGCAUGCCCUCCCCUUCAAACCCCGCCCAGACUUUCUGUGGCUGUCCAAUCACAGACUUCCCAAUGCAGCUCAAUGACAAGUCUUUGCAUGCCCUCCCCUUCAAACCCCGCCCAGACUUUCUGUGGCUGUCCAAUCACAGACUUCCCAAUGCAGCUCAAUGACAAGUCUUUCCAAGGCAGGUGCUCUCAGCAAUUUCUGCCUCUUGAGUUUCUCUACUGAGCUAAACAAACCAGGAAGUAACAGAACCGGCUGACAGCUAAUUUCUAUUGAAAUCUAUUUUUAUUCCAAUUAUUCUAAAAGGGAUGUCAUGCUGUGAGUAUCAUAGUAUUAGCCAGGAGGGCUUUUAUGCUGUGAGUAUCUUCGUAUUAGCGGGAUUAUGCUGUAUCGUAGUAUUAGCAGGGGGCGGGAUUUCAUGCUGUGAAUAUCUUAGUAUUAGUGGGGGGGGAUUAUGCUGUAUCGUCGUAUUAGCGGGGGCGGGAUUUCAUGCUGUGAGUAUCGUAGUAUUAGUGGGGGGGAUUUCAUGCUGUGAGUAUCAUAGUAUUAGCCAGGGGGCCUUUUAUGCAGUGUUUAUUGUAAUAUUAGUGGGGGGAGUUUCAUACUGUGAGUAUCGUAGUAUUAGUGGGGGAUUUCAUGCUGUGUGUAUUGUAGUAUUAGGGGGGGGAUUAUGCUGGGAGUAUCGUAGUAUUAGCGGGUGGUGGGAUUUCAUGCUGUGAGUAUCGUAGUAUUAGCGGGGGGUGGAAUUUCAUGCUGUGAGUAUCGUAGUAUUAGCGGGGGGAUUAUGCUGGGAGUAUCGUAGUAUUAGCAGGGGGCGGGAUUUCAUGCUGUGAGUAUCGUAGUAUUAGUGGGGGGCGGGAUUUCAUGCUGUGAGUAUUGUAGUAUUAGCGGGGGGAUUAUGCUGUGAGUAUCGUAUUAGCGGGGGGGAUUAUGCUGUAUCGUAUCGUAUCGUAGUAUUAGCGGGGGCGGGAUUUCAUGCUCUGAAUAUCGUAGCAUUACAGGGGGUGGCGGGAUUUCAUGCUGUGAGUAUCGUAGUAUUACCGGGGGUGGCGGGAUUUCAUGCUGUGAGUAUUGUAUUAGUGGGGGUGCGGGAUUUCAUGAUGUGAGUAUCGUAGUAUUAGCGGGUGGGGGCGGGAGGUACUCUGGGGAGUAAGUAAUUAUAGCAAUCCCCAGAGUGUAGGUAUCCCUUCCCCCAAGCAUGAGCCAAGGCUUCAAGAAAGGUGCAAGUAGGUCUGGUUUAUUGAGGGCUACCUGCCUGGUAUUUAUGCAAGUGUCCCCCAGGUGGACACUCCCCUAGGAGACCUGAUGGAACAAUGGGACACAUACAAACAAACCAGUGACAUCACAAUCCCUCCUCUCUAUCCUGGAGAUAAUUUGAUUACUUCCAAAUUAUCUCCCAGGACAGAGGCAAGACUCCAUUAACCACAUGGUUACAAAAAGACAUAAAAUUAAACAAUGUUACAAUUACUACAUAAAAGUAUAUAUGCAACAUAUCCCCAGAUAGCUUGGAUCUGAGCGCACUUUAUUACCGAAUGGCACGCAGAUAACAUACAUACAGUUCAAUCGCCAUGGAGUCAACGUCUUUUCCAUAGUCUUUUGUUAGGCUCCAUGGCAUAGCUAUCUGGGGUAGCACUACUCACAUACUGAAAGUCCCGAACGCCCCGGCAGAAAUACACAAAUAAACCUUUCUGCAGGGGAAAAUACCGCUAUCAGCACAGGGGCCAUAGUCGGAAGGCAGGAGGCUAGCCAGUAGUAGGCACAAGUGGUGAAGGGCACUUCGUCACAGGGGUGUUUUAUGCUGUGAGUAUCGUAGUAUUAGAGGGGGGUUGUGUUUAAAUACCUUGUUUGAAUGAGAACAUUUGCUGCAUUUGUUGGUUUUUCUGCAGAUUUCAAGGAGGUAAAAAGGAAGAAUUGAUUGGAAUCGCUUAUAACAGACUGAUCCGAAUGGACGCAAGCACCGGCGAUGCCAUUAAGACCUGGCGUUUCAGCAAUAUGAAACAAUGGAACGUCAACUGGGAAAUUAAAAUGGUAACUCUGCUAGCUCCGCGUCUGACUCCCAUCACUCUCAGGGGUUCAAUUCAGAUCUUCACAUGUUGAAAAUGUAUUAAGUGGAAAAUCUGAAACCUUCCAAAAGCGUGGCUGCAUGAACACUUAGUAUUUCAUGGUCAACGUUGACUCCUGGUGAAAUAGAAAUGCUAGGUCUGUACACAGGAGGUAAAUAUGCAGGAGCAGUCGGGAAUCUUUAACGGAUAACAAACCUGUCUCCAUAUAUCUUGUAAUAACAAUGGUGCCGUUCUGCAGAUCAAUGACACAAUGUGCGCAUGUUUCCUCUGACAUUAGUUGUGCUACCAGUCUGCUGGUUAAACUGCAGCUCUCCUAGAGCCAGCAGGACAGGAAGCAUCUAAGGGACUGUUAUCCAAAAAGAACCGCAGUGCUUCCACACAGAGCCAUUUUACCAUACGGUCCAUAGUUACAUAGUUACAUAGCUGAAAAGAGACUUGCGUCCAUCAAGUUCAACUUCCUCACAAAUGUUGUUGCUGUUGAUCCAAAAGAAGGCAAAAAACCUGAUCUGAAGCGCUUCCAAUUUUGCCACAAACUAGGAAAAAAUUCCUUCUUGACCCCAAAAUGGCAGCCCGAUGUCUCCUUGGAUCAAGCAGCUAUUACCCCACUAAUUAGAAAUUAUAUCACUGUAUGUUAUGUUUUUGUAAGUAUUUAUCCAAUUUCAGUUUAAACAUCUGUAUGGACUCUGACAGAGAAUUCCAUAUCCUUAUUGUUUUUACUGUAAAAAAACCUUUUCUUUGCCUUAGAUGAAAUCUCCUUUCUUCCAGUCUAAAUGUGUGACCUCGUGUCCUAUGUAUAGCCCUGUUUAUGAAUAGAUUUCAAGAUAAAGGUUUGUACUGGCCCCGAAUAUAUUUGUAUAAAGUUAUCAUAUCCCCUCUCAGGCGCGGGUUUUUCCAAACUAAACAGAUUUAAUUUUUUUUUAACCUUUCUUCAUAACAAAUGCUCCAUUCCUUUUAUCAAUUUUGUAGCUCGUCUCUGGACCCUCUCCAGUGCCAUGAUAUCCUUCUUUAGAACAGGCGCCCAAAAUUGCACAGCAUAUUCAAGGUGUGGUCUUACCAGCGAUUUAUAAAGAGGCAUUUAUACAUGACAAAAUCUUACUGGCCUUAGCAACAGCAGAUUGACAUUGCAUAUUGCUGCCUAAUUUGUGGUCUAUAACAAUUCCCAAAUCCUUCUUGUGUGUGGUUAUCCCUAAUUUGCUACCAUUUAGGGUGUAAGUUGUUUGUGCAUUCUUGACUCCAAAGUGCAUAACUUUGCAUUUCUCUACGUUAAAUUUAAUCUGCCAUUAUUUUUUUUUUAUCAAUUCUUUAUUUUUGCAUUGACAGACAUUGAAGGUGAUAACAGUUUUGGCUUACGCAGAAGCCCAUCUUUCAAAUGUGCUUUAGUCGUGUUACAGAAAGGAAAUCUGGGUUGUUAGUGUACAUAAUAUACGUUUUAGACAUGUUGCGUGUGGGUUGCGCAGAGGCUGUUGUCGCUUAGUUUUCGCCUGUCAAAGAUUUUUUUAUUUAUUUGUUGUAUGCACAAAAAAACAUAUACCCAAGAAGAAAAAAGAACAAGAGAAAAUAGGAGUUAAAUCCUAGAACUGCACGAGUGAGUAGCACACAGCUCAGUGGGUGCUCAUUUGUCUUAUGGUUUUUCAUCAUAUUGUUCCCAAAGGGCCCAUACCUUUUGAAAUGUGGUGGUAGUGUUCCGAACGUUAGCUGUCAUCUUGUCCAUUAAGUAAUUAUCUCUGAUUUUGGAAAUUACUAGAGAUAUUGGGGGUGUCUCUGGUUUUAUCCAGUGUUGUGCCAGUGCUCUGCGAGCUGCUAGAUUGAGCAUAUUCAGAAGUCUUUGGUCGUGUUUGUCUAGUCCGUUUGUCGGUCGUGAUAGUAGGCAUGCCCAAGGGUCCAGUGUUAUUUGUCGGUGUAGGAUUUUAGUGUGCAUGUCCACUAUUUUUCCCCAAAACUCUUUUACUUUGAUGCAUUGCCACCACAUGUGGAUGUAUGUGCCUUUUUCUCCACAUAGUCGCCAACAGGUGUCAGUGGGGCAGAGUUGCAUGUGAUGUUGCUUGACUGGUGUUGUAUACCACCGGAGCAUUAUUUUAUGCUUGUUCCUGUAGGGUCGUGCAUAUAGACACUUUUGUGUUCGCCUCACAUAUGUCUUGCCACUCCGUCCCCUCUAGCGUUUCACCCAGGUCUGCUUCCCAUUUGUCUGUGUAUGUCUGUGGUCCCCACGUUCCUGAUUCUAGGCAUAUGUGGUUGUAUAGCAGAGAGAUUAGUUUCGCUGGCAUGCUUUCUUUUAGGCAGAUUUGCUCAAAGAAGGUAAGAGGCUUGGCAUUUGCCAUUUUGACCUCAUUGGUUUGUGCAAAAUCCCGUAAUUGUAUAUAUCGGAAGAAGUCGCGGGUUUGUAAUGGGGCUAAGGUUUGUAAGUGUUGGUAUGUUACUAGUUGGUUGUCUAUAUAUAGGUGAAUAUAGCGUUGUAGGUUCGUGGCUUUGAUGCCUUUAAAAUCUCGUCCCCUUAGGCCCGGUGGGAAUGCUCUGUUACGUAGUAUUGGGGACGGGAGGUUUGUGAGUUUGAAUUUCUGAGCGAUUUGGUCCCAUAAGCUAAUGGAGUUUAGGAUGGCCGGGCAGUCUGUCCGUAAUAUUGUUCUGUGUUGUCUUGGUGUCCAUAUGAGGAACUGCGGGAGGUCUGCGCCUGUCAUGAGGGAUUCUAUGUCAACCCAGCGGCGUUGAUUUUUGGGGCAGUGCCAGUGAGCUAUUUGGGCGACUUGGGCUGCAGUAUAGUAAUGGUGGAGGUGGGGCAUACCCAGGCCUCCUCUCCCCCUGGGGUUAUACAGUAUUUUUUUGGCUAUUCUUGGCCGCUUUCUCUGCCAGAUAAAGGCGUCUAUUGCCUGUUGUAGGCCAGCUAGGUCACUCUUGGCCACUCGAGUCGGGAGUGCUUGGAAUAAGAAUAGCAGUCUUGGUAAGAGGUUCAUUUUUAUGGAGUGUAGGCGACCUAGCCACGUGAUGGGUUUGUCUGUCCAGGUUUCUAAGUCCGUCUUGAGUUUCGUGAUCAGCGGAGUGUAAUUAUGUUUAAAUAGUGUGCUGUGAUCUGCUGUGAGUCUGACGCCUAGAUACGUGAGUGUGUCUGUGUUGGUUUUGAUAUGGUAGGUGUGUCUGAUGUGUUGUGCCUCCCGGUCAGGUAUAUGGAACGUCAGUGCCGUCGAUUUAGUGAGGUUGACUUUGUAUCCUGAUACGUCUCCAUAUGUCUGCAGUAGCUUUUCUAGGUUUGCCAUUGAUCGGGUCGGGUCUGUGAGCGUUAGGAGUAUGCAGCUACUUUGAAUUGUUCAUCUCCUAAGUGCACUCCUUUUAUGUUUGGGUUAGCUCGGAUGAGGUGUAGAAGUGGCUCAAGAACUUUCGCAAAUAGGAGUGGUGACAGGGGGCAGCCCUGUCUCGUUCCAUUGCUCACUUGGAAUGGGGAUUUUGGUGCUCCUGUAAUUAUGGUUUGUGCUUGUAGGUUCGUGUAUAGGGCCUUUAUUGCUGUGAUGUAGGGUUCUGGGAAGCCUUGCAUUUGAAGUAAUUUGUUUUUUAAAAAUAUUUUUAUUUUUAAGCAUAUUAGGAAUUUAGGCAUCAAACUGAUUUAUAACAAGGCAAUUGAUUGCCCACGCAGGGGCUGCAACAUUAAUAUAACACAGUAUUCCUUCGGUUGCCUGCGCAAAGGCGGGUUUGUUUUAAAUGCUUCUUUUGUAUUUGGCAUUGCAGAUACAAGCAGGUAGUCAUUCAUGUUUCAUGGGAAGCUCAUGGUUGCCUGCGCAGAGGUGUUUCAGAUAAAACGUGCAGGUACAUUAGGAACUAGGGUUUGCAACAGAUACUAGCUCUAGGAAUCCACAUGACUUCGUUCAGGUUGUGGGCUUAGAUUAUUUUUACAUUUGUCUUGUUGUUUGUCAUCUAGCUGUGUGUUGCUAAGGGUACAUUUGAAGUAAUUUGAACAGAAAGGGCCAUUGUACUCUAUCGAAGGCCUUUUCCGCGUCAAGGGAGAGGACGAGGGCAGGUAGCCUAGUGUGCGAUAUGUGCCAUAUCAAAUCCGCACCUCUGCGUGUAUUUUCGUAUAACUGGCGUCCCUAAUCUGCCAUUUUAGUGCCCAAUCCCCCAAUCUAUCCAAAUCCCUCUGCAGCAAAGCAAUAUCCUGCUCACAUUUUAUUACGUUACAAAGUUUUGUGUCCUCUGCAAACACUGAUACAUGGCUUUCAAUGCCUAUUUCAAGAUCAUUUAUAAAUAUGUUAAAUAGAAGUGGUCCCAAAACAGAACCCUGAGGGACACCACUUACCACUUUUGUCCAGCCUGAAAAUUUACCAUUAAUUACAACGCGUUGUACUCUAUCCUUAAGCCAAUGUUCUACCCAAGAACAAGAAUAUUCAUCUAGACCAAUUUCUUUUAGUUUGAAGACUAAUCUAUUGUGAGGAACCGUAUCAAAUGCCUUGGCAAAAUCCAAGUAGAUCACAUCCACUGCAACACUCUGAUCUAUACUUCUACUUACUUCUUCGUAGAAUGCAAUUAGCUUAGUUUGACAUGACCUAUGUUUCAUAAAACCGUGCUGAUUAUUGCUAAUAACAAAGUUCUUCCCAAUGAAUUCCUGAAUAUUAUCCCUUAGUUCACAAAGAAUGGGCAAAAAAAAUCUAGAGAGGAGCUUGGUCAGAUCUGCAGCUCAAUGUUAGAACACAUUGUGACCAACAAAGAUAGAAAAUAUUAAGGAAGAGAAUUAAUCAAUAGAACAUUUUAUUAAAUUAAAACCAGAGGGGCUGUAAUGCGGUGCACUAAGUGUGAGUGAAGUCUUCACAAUAUCUGUGAAAGCCAUUUAUGGGAUCGGUCUAUACACUGCUUGGCUUUUGUCCCGAUAAACGCAAGGUUCUGGUGUAUCUAAUUAUAGUCACUGUAUCUCAAUAUUGCACUUUUUUUUUUUUUUUUUUCCUAGGUGACUGUGGAGUUUGCCGAUGAAAUGAGGUUGUCCUUUAUCUGCACAGAAGUCGACUGCAAAACAGUCCACGAAUUUAUUGGCGGUUACAUUUUCCUGUCUACUCGGGCAAAGGACCAGAACGAAAGUCUAGAUGAAGAAAUGUUCUUCAAGCUUACAAGCGGUUGGGUGUGAUGGUUCCUGACCCAGCCGCCCACUGCUAUGAAUUCCUCAGAGCUGUUUCUCUCAAUUCCCCCUCACCCCACCCCCUUAAAACUGCUUCAAUUCAGACACCAUAAAGUGCUUGAAAUGUAUCCAGUCUAAUUUUACAGAUUUGUGUUUAACAAGAUCUGUGCACAAUCAAGCACUUCAAUCACCGAGUGGAGAGCGAGACAACGCUCAUACCAACGCGUCUCGCAUCCCCUUGGCACUCUGUCAACCAUCCACCGUCUGUAGCAAUUUCAGCAGUUGUCAUAGUGGAAAGCCAGGAUUUUUAUCUUUCAGUUUUCAUCAGUCCGCACAGUGGACACUGUUUGUGACCGCAAAAAAAGUUAUACUAAGGAAAGCUUAAGAAUUUGAAGCCAUUAUCUAUAUAAAUAUCCAGGGCUUAAGAUAUAUAAUAUAUUAUUUAUCAGGUGCAUUGCAUGUAUUUUUAUAUUUUGAAUUUCUCAAGUUGACCUCGUGAUUUUUAAACUGCCUCCUGCCUUUAAGAAAGAUUUUAACUUGUCUUUGCGACAUGCCGGGUCAACGUGAAAUCGUCUGCUACUCUAUCAAAUUAAAAAUACCGCGGCCAUUAAGAAUCUGCCAUGUUGGUGCCUGUGACCGGUGUCUUGUCCUGCUUUAUUAUUUCAGUCUACUGCAGGCCUACCCUACAAUGGCCUUCUGUCUUUUGCUGGACUACAACUCUGAGGAUUCUGGGAAAUGUAGUCCCAGCAAUGUUUCUAGAGCCAUGGGUGGAUUACCAUAUAGUAUUAAAGAAAUGUAGUAUUUACCAGCAGAUAUGCAACAUUUCAUUAUAAUAUGAAGUAAAGGUCUAAUGAAGUAUACGUUUUUGUGUAACUUAUGUAAAAACACAAAUUUUAUAAAACUGUACAGUUUUUUUGUUUGUUUUUUUCUUCUAAACGGCUCACGCAUUUCCUUUAGCUAUAGUGCCUUCGUUUAAAAUUUAUAUUUUGCAUUUAAGAAUGUAUGCCUCCAUUUUUCUAGUAUUUAAAGCUAUUCACUACAAUAUUAAUAUUUGUGACCCUAAUGAAAUGUUGAGGGUCUCUUUGGGAACCUGGUAUUUGGGCUGCAGAGACCCGCUGAAUUAUGAAAUGAUGGCUUCACGCAGCUGACCUGUUAAAGGCGCCAUUACCCAUGAUGCUUUUAUCCAGUGCUGGAUGUGGGCCUAAUUAAUCUCCUUAAUGAACAAUUAAGUUAACCUCUGAAUUUUACAUUCCCUGGUGCCAAGCUGGGCGAGUAGCCAGGUCCCCACACCCUCUACAAGCAGGGAAUAACCUGCAAAUCAACGGCAACACUAAAUGUCUAUAGUCCCAGACUGUUCUGUGUCCCACUAACCAGGCUGGCUGCCAAUCAAAAAGGAUGCUGAACGGUUUGAUCAAACAUGGUCCUGCCUCAUUCAGUAGCGAGGGUUUGCGAUGCAUUGCUUGUACUCGCCCAUAUUUAAAGUAUUAUUGUGUUGCAUUGUCAGAGUGGAAUGCGUUGUCAGAAUUUCUACAAAUAGUGUUUAAACCUGCUUUGUUAUGACAUAAAACUAUGUAAAAAUGCUUUUUAUUUUAAAUAAAAGAUGACCUUUAUUUGUUGUUUUAUUUCCCCCCACCCCCUUUAGAAAUUAGUUGGUGGUUUGUUUUCAAUCUGAUUGGGUUCAGCUACCUCCAGCCUCUGCACAUUUAGCACAAUAAAGGAAACCAAACAAGUCUUUAGUGUUUUGUGUUUUGCUUUUCGUGUAUGGGGUCACCGCUUUGGUGAGUACGUAUGGCUGAUCUCCUCAAUCCUUGCUUUUGACUAUUUGUUU